AGAGCGCAGAGCUUUCAGAGCAGCGAGGAAAGACCUCUCCUGGCUCAUAUUUCUCAGUGAUUCCUCUUUUGGUUUUUUCCUCCUCCCUCUUCUCACCCCGCACCGCCCGCACUGCCCCGCUUCUCCAUUAGCGUGCUCCACGGACUCCUGACACCGCUACAGCAUCACCGGCACCGGCACCGGGGGACGGUCAACGGACUAUUCGGACCCUGUGGCUGGAAGCGGGUUCACUCCGCAGCUCACCGUAAGUCCCCGUUAAUGGGUCUCUUUCAUAUUUUUUUCCUGACGAGCCGGAGUUCACACAUUGACAGCGACCGUCCACUUACAUCUCAAAACCCCGUUUAGAAAUUUGUUGAUUUUAGACUUUUUCACUUUGCGCUUGAAAUACACAGCUCCUGAAACUCUACAUGAUAUUAUGUGGAUCUACGCAACACAGUGGGUAACACGGCGUGUUUACUGAACUAAAAAAAGCUGUGCUGUUGGCUUAAUUAGAACUUAAUGAGCGGAGCAACGCGACUCAGCGCAGUGCAGCCGGGGAAUUUCUGUCGUAGAAGUGCAACAGAUUUCUGAUUGUACUGUCAGAGUUGGAGCUGCAGAAUGUUUUGUUUGUACGCCGAAUUAGUCAACCUGUCAAGAUGAAGAAGAAAAUCUCUUUAAUCAUUUCAUAAAACAACACUUAUUUACCUUUAAGUCAAUUCUUCUAAAAUUAGUAGAAUAUUCAAUGGCGUUUGGCGUGACUUUGGCUUGACGCGCUGCAAACAGGAUUCCAUUCGUAUCUGCAGCAAAACUCAUCACUCGAAUGUUUAUUUAUUAUUUUAAAGCUUUAGAGUGAGCAAUAUUAUUACAUGAUGGUUGCAUAUGUUUUGUAUAUUUCAGAAUUUUUAUGUUUCUAUUUUGAACAAAUCAGCUGGUUUGGUUAGUGUAAACAAAACCUUGUGGUAAAGCGCCCAUUAAGGUUAGGGGUUUUCAGCCUAAUGUAAAGCAGAACUUCAACUACUGAAUUGAUAUCUGCCUGUUCGUGCUCUAAUAGCAAAUAUCCCUUCAGAAAAUCACCUUGUUGUUUUCCCCAUGUUUGAUAUUGUUGCUGUCUUCUUAUAUUCCUCCAGACAUGUUUCAUAAAGCUGGUUUUUCCCUGGUCUGUUUGUCUCCAUUAGAUCUGCUGUCUCUGUGCUUAGGGUGACAGACAGUGUGAGCUUCAGUUUAAUGGACAGUGAGUGUAGAAAUCAAUAAAACACCACCAGGCAAGUUUGGAUGACUCUAAUAUUCAUGAUGCAGAACCUGCUGCGCACAGACCGCUGUUCAGAGACCGGUUUUGGAUCAGCAAAGAAAACAAAAUAAUGGGCGUAUGAGUUUGUGUUUAAACCUGUUAAAACUUUGACAGUCCGUCCUGCUCCUGCUGCAGGGAUGAUCAUUGAAUUCUCACAGUAGGCCUGGGCGAUUUGGCAAAAAAAAAAAAAAGAUCCCGAUAUAUUUUGUCAUAUCAUCCGAACUCGAUUAUUAUCAUGAUUUUUUUUUUUUUAGUGCCAGUUUUAAAGCAUCUGUACUAAAAACUAAAGAAACUAGAGAUUAGUUCAACAUUUUAUUAACAUACAAAGAGGAUAACAAAGAAUAAGAUACACUUAGAAAAAUAUUAAAACCAUUUUAACGCAACAGUACAACAAAUGUAGAAAAAUACUAAAUAAUACAGUGAACUAGUUUUACAGUCCUGAGUGUUUUUGCAGGUAUGCAAGACCCAAAAUAAAUCGCCCCCUUAGAGAUAAAGAAGAUGCCUUAAAAUGUCAACAUUAGAUGAUGUAAACGUAGAUGAUACAACUGAUUGCUGCUUUGGUCUGGAGGUGGCACCGCUAGUUGUAGCUAAACUGCUAAUGCUAGCUGUGCCGUCAGCAGUGUCAGGCUGUGCAGACUCCACUCGUAUUUUCAUGCUUUCCACAUAAUCACUAGGGAAGUGCUUCUUCAAAUGAUUACACAGAUUUGUUGUGUUGCCAGUUUUUGAGGGCAUCGACCGCUGACAUACCUUACACAUCAGCUUAAUUACUCAACGUCACUUUGGAGAUACCCGAACCACCGCCACACAACCGACGUUGAAUAACUUUACUUCUCCUGUUUACUUCUCCGGCAACUUACAGAAGUGAGCAGGAAAAGCUCGACUCUGAUUGGCUGUUGUGACGCACAUUUCCGCCAUGUUUGAUAUGUUCACAGCUGAUCACUGUGAUCGAACUGAAAUUUAUCACAAUCAUCAAUCACGAUCAUAUAAUUGAAACUUCAAAUCUACAAAGGCUGUCGGAUAGGGGAUGGGAAUCGAGAACUGGUUCCAAAUAGUUCAAUCCAUCAACAUCAUUAACAUUUUAUCAUUAUCAUUAACGAUUCCCAUAACGCUUCCUAUCUUCUGGGUGCUUUAAAAAACGGUCUUGCCAGUCUACGCAAACCACAGAAAGAAAAACAUGGCGGAUGGUACGAAAAGUAGGCAGAAACGAUUAGAAGUGUGGCUUCAUUUUACUAAGAAAGAUGACAACAGCGCAACGUGCAAUGUUUGACAAGCAGUGAAAACAUGCUUUCAAAACAUGUCGCUGGUGUUUCCACCAGCGACAUGCUUAAACAUUUGUCAACGGGGCACAGCAUCAAAUAUUAAGGAGUCACAUGUAUUGGCAUGCAUGCACUGUCUUUGGGAAUUUUUGGGAAAACACUCGACCCAACCCCAAAAAAACUCAAAAUUUUGCGCACAACGCCACCCCACAUAGCAGUGUCCUUUUUUGGGGGGAUUUAGAAUAUGGUCACCCGAACAUAUGUCCUGUGUUAACAUGAGCACAAUGCAUGCCAGACUUAGCAACGUAUGUGUUUGGCGUAUGCUGCAUUGGAGUUACCUCGGAAGUCAGAUGUUGGGUUACUAGCGUUUCAGUUACCAAGUCAGAAAAAAGCAAAAUCGGAGGCGGAAACAAGAUGUUGCAGAAGGACUGCAUAUUUGACCAGAGGUUGCUUAUAUUCAGACAAGGCAAGCGCUAAAAAUAACUUUUGUAGAUGUAGCCAUCUUUUUUCUGCCUCUGAUUCUCCAGCGCCGACAUCUGACCUCCUUGGUAGCUCGAACAGAGCAUUAAUAAUGACCCAAGUAAAUGCUGUAAAAAUAGUUUGCUGUUUGAUUAUUUUCAGACUCUCACAGAAGGUGGCAUACAUCUUUUUUUCAGUGAAAUUUUGAGUUAACAGUGAAAAUGUCUACUUGUUUUUUUAAAUCAAAGAAAGGCGUUGAAAAGAAAAUCAUUAAAGAAUUGAAUCAACAAGCAGAAUCGAUAACAUCAAUAUCGAUAAAAUUUCAUCAAUUCCCUUCCCUACUGUCGGAUCAUGCUCAGUUUGUCUGUGAUCCAUCUUAACAUGUCAGAACGGGUUUAUUCCCCUUUUUUCAGUGUAGGUGCUCCUAAUGAUGAAUUCAGACUCUUUUUGUAGAUCAGAUCUAAAUCUGACUCUGUCGGCUCCUAAAGAGUGACAUGCACAUCAUGCUCCUGCCUCAGUGUAAAAACUGUCUCUGACACAGCACUGCAAUCAUGCUGAGGAGUUUAGUAAUGCUAUCGUGAUAAUGCAAUAGUUUGGGGGAAUCAUUUUUAAAAAUAAACGUCCACAUUUAACAUAAAUACUAGGGCCCGACCAAUUUAUCGGUGAGCCGAUUAAAUCGUCCAAUUUUAGCCCGUGUGAGACUAAUCAGUAAUCGUCCAAAACUCACAGAUUUUCGUCGAUAUUUUCAGAAAUAAAAUGCAGAGAAUAAGAUUCGGUUUCACUUUGAAAAUAUUCUGCCAUUUGAAAAGUUCCCCGACUUAUCCUGUAGAUGGCGCAGCGACCUCAUGACAAUCUUCAUCCAUUAGUGACGGAUCUGAAGCAGGCAGCUCAGGGACGCACGGAGGAGAGUGGUCCGCCUCAACGGUAAAUAAACCAGUUUGUGAAAUACACAAUAAGUCAACAAGUUUCAGUUCAACCCACUUCACCAUGUUCCCUGCUGUACUGGUCUCGGUCAUGCCGAGUUAACGGUGAAGCACCAUGUAAUAUGCAGCUAAAGUUAGAGUUAGCCACCUGCUAUUAGCCUUGCUACACUGUUAGCCGUGCCAGUAACGGUAGAAUAGACAACAGUACACAUUACGUGAUCGAGCUACUUCUCUUACUGAGGGAGUUGCAUGUCUCCAGAUGAGGCUGGACCAAAAAUAUAUAAUGUGAGUUAAGACGCGGAGGCACCGAUCGGCGUCGGCGGCGGGGGGGUUGAAAACGCUUUUCUGAUCCAAGUUUGAUCAGUCGGUCUUCCUGUCAGCGUGAGGAUAUCUACAGUGUGUAUACUGUAUUUUUUUAUAACUUUAUGACAAUUUUAAAAAUCGUCCGAUUAAUCAGAUUUUUUCCUCCCUUAAUAAUCAGUAUUGGCAUCGGCCCCAAAAAAUCCAUAUCGGUCGGGCCCUAAUAAAUACUAACAGACAAACAGACCUGUAUCUGCAGAGCUCCUCAGUCCUCCAAAACAAACUCCUAAUGACAAACUCAGACACCCUGCUGUCAAUAACAUGAGCUCAUUUUUUAGGUCAGAGUUGGUUCAUAAUUCAACAAGUUUGUAGAAAGCUUUAUUUUUUCUUCUCCCUUUUCUAAUUUUUUUCUUAAUUAUUACAUUUAUUUAAGUUCUUAAUAUUAGGACCCUGUUAUAACUGCAUUUUUGCACUUUUUGUCUUGUCUGUGAUGCUGCUGUGACAAAAAAAUUUCCCCCAUGGGGGAUCAAUAAAGGAAUAUUCUAUUCUAUUCUAUUCAGUGUGGUUGAAGUAAGAUGCAGUGAUUUAAAUAACCUUUAAAGAAGCAGGUCCACCUUAAUGAAACUCUUAUUUUCACUGUAUUGAUCUUUGGUGAUGCUGCAGAGGGCUGCGAGCUGAGCUGCCACAACAAGAUGCACAGUAACUUGCUGUCUUUACAUUUUUAGAUCGAUGCAUAUUGAGUAAAGAUUAUUAAAACUCCUGAACCACAGCUGUGGUUCUCCAGCAUGAAUUUGGUGGUUAAACUGUACUUGUUCCCUGUUAAAAAGUCAAAGUGUAGCUCCUUGUUUUCUUGUCCGAGUUUGUGUGUCUCUCAGAGUUCAUUAAACUCUGAUGUGUUACAGAUCAAACCGCCCUCGGCUGCAGCUGAACGCCGACUCUGUGAAUUCAUUUGAGCUGCGAUUACUUCUGGCCUCUGCAUGGCUCGCCUCCCUUCGCCUCGACUCGCUGCAGGCUCUUUUUUUACUCGCUCUCGUCUUCCACUUAGCCUACAUGCUCAGAAAUAGAAGGCAAAAGGCGGAGGACAAAGUUGAGUUCAUGCACGAGUAUUUAAAUUCAGUCAGUGUGACUCGGUCUGUGGAAAUAUUCAGGAGAAUGAAUCUAUUCUGCUGCUUUUACUGACUUAAAACCCUGAAUAUACUCCAAACUGAGUGUUUUUGGACUUAUCUGAAUGGUUAUCUAAAACCUUUGAUUGGAUUGACUGCAGGAAUAAAGGACAGAAAGUGAUUUAAGUCUCUUUGUGUCUUUGAUAAAAGAAGCUCAAAGAUGCUCUUCUCUCUGUAGUUUCUCAGACUCAGCUUCAGGUCAAGCCUCAGGGUCUUUUCUCAGGGAUCAGCUGAACAUUUCCCGGUAUCUAAAUCCUCUUUUAGAGAAUUAACAAGCUUCCAGAUUAACCUUUUCUUAAACUAGUCAGUCAUUUCUUAAGGAGCUGAACCUUUUUUAAAAAAAAACAGAAACAGGUUUGACAUCUUUCUCUACAGAGAAUCCAGACUUCAUUCAUGAAAACUUUGAUUUUUCUCCCUGAAAAGAGAAGUUGCUGCUCUGCCUUUGCUGUGGAUUGUGGUUGGCUUUAUGAUAAAUCCAUGUCAGAAAGAGGAGAUUCAUAUUUAAAUGUUAGAAAGCUGUGAGAGAUCCUGGUCUCAGUGAGGAUCAGCAGAUGGUUUCUAAAAAUGGGCUGCAAUCACGCCUGCUCAGGUGAGAAGGAGCUGAGAGGAGUGAGAUUAUCUGCGAUGUCUGCAGGAGAGCAGAAGUUUAGAGAUGACGGUGUCUACUCUAAAGUGAGGAUUUAGGAGAGUUUGGAGGAAGUGUUUCUCCAGCAAAAAAAGAAGUGAUAACUAGAUACUUUUGGCGUGACAUAUGCAAAUGGACAAAAUGGGUGAAAACAGCGGAAUAACUCUGUAACCGUGCGUCUUGGAAAAAAAUCCAUGCGUGCAAGUUCAAAGAUCUCGUUAAGACACACGUGCCUGUAAAAUUUCAGGCAGAUCGUAAGAAGUCGACGUUCCUGACGCUCUGUAGGAGGCGCUAGCGAGCCAUUUUUUAUCGCUUUUUUUGGGGUCACUUUAUAACCAUGCGAUUUUCACCGGGCCUGACCUGCCUGCAAAUUUUCAUGAGUUUUCGAGGUCGUUCAGGGGUUCAAAUUUGCGUUUUGGAGGCAGUAAAAUGAUAAUAAUAAUAAUAAUUACAAUAAUGAUAAUAAUAAUAAUCAAGAACCCCUUGGAUUACAAUAGGGCUUCGCUGCAGAGCUGCGAUCUCAGCUCGGGCUCUAAAAAUAAGAAAGUAACACUGAAGACUGAUUCAUAACUGUCUAAGAGGAUUCUGCAGAAACUUGAGUUAGUUUUACAUUUUACUUUUACCGUGGUGCACUUCACAAUCUAAGCAGAUCGUCUCUCUGCAGUAAUACAUUUAUUUUUAUUAAUAUUGCAUCAUUAAUCAUUAUUAUUAUCUAUUAUUAUAAACAAGUCCUAGUGCAGAAGCAAAGUCUGAUGAGAUCAGGUUGCUACUCUUUAGCCGCAGCUCCACAUUCGACUCUUCGACCCCACCUCAGUGCAGCAGAUAUUUAAAAUAUUCAGUUCACACCAAAAUAACUCUUCUUAAAAAUCUAUUAAGAAUUCAUGGAACUCCAAAGACUCAUUAAACUAAAAAAAACUUGUCCCUGCAGCUUUAUUUCGAAAUAAUCUGCAGUCUUAUUUAGAAAUAUUGUGCAGUAUAAGGACCUCUCUCCUCUCCUCUAACUGAAACAUCAGCUGAUUAAAUUGAGGGUCUGACGUGUAAAUUUGUCAGCUCGCCUCACUCAGUUUUCCAUCAGAUUUCUGCUGCGUCAGACUCUGAGCAGAGAUCUAAGUUUAGCGACGUUUCUCCUCCUGUUCCUCCUCCUGUCUCCUUUUUUCUCCCUUCUGGAGGUCAGAGGAUGUUGUACUUUCCCCCCCUCUGGUCUCUGGGAUGAAGUCGAGCAUAGUUACAGAGAUUCUGAAUCAUGUAUCGUCACUCUCACCUGCUCUGUUUCACCUGCAGGUUCAGGUGUGAAAGGUUUUUCAGAUUUGAACGCAGGUGUUUGAAUUCUCAAGAGAUGCGACUGAAUGAAGAGAGCAGCUUUCAUCAUUUGACCUCUCAGAUUUAAAAAUGAGGUGAUUUAAUCUGAAGGUUUUUUCUUAUAUCUGUAGCUUCCUGAAAUAAAAAUCUGCUCUGUGAUUAUCUUAAACUUGAUAUGAAAACUUUUGUUAAAAAUUCAGAUUUUCUUGUUUAAUAAUUGCAAUCAGAUAGUUUGAUGUUCUUUUUUGCAACACAAUGUAAAAAACCAAAAGACUUAAGAAAAUCCAGAAACGAAAGUGAAAAUAGAUUAGAGAAUAAAUGAUAAAUCCCUCAAUUAAACUUCAGAGGUAGCACUUCAAUAAUAAAACUCAAAUAGAUAAACUGUUUAGUAGUGGUGGGAAUCACCAGUGGCCCCACAAUAUGAUAUUAUCAUGAUGCUUUGGCCACGAUACAAUAUUAUUGCGAUUUUUGACAUUUUGCAGUACAGUGAAUAUUGCGAUAUCAUAUAUUGUGAACUGUUUAGCUAAUUUAGCAUUUGUCUUUCCUUUAUGUUUGUCUUAUUUACACAGUAUUUUAUUUUCAUGUAGCACAUCUUGCAAACCUUCUGUGUCAGGUCCAUCUCAUUCGUGCUCUGUUUGCAUUCCUAAUGUCUUUCCCAAGGUGCUGCUAUAUUUGUUGUACAAACUGUCACCUCUGCCAACCCCACCGGACAAACCUUUGAUUUUAUUUAGGGCCCAAUCGAUUUAUCGGCAAGCCGAUUAAAUCAGCUAAUUUUAGCCCAUUUGAGACGAAUCGGUAAUCGUCCAAAACUCACAGAGUUUUGCAGAUAUUUUCAGAAAUAAAAUGCAGAGAAUAAGAUUCGGUUUCACUUUGAAAAUGUUCUGCCAUUUGAAAAGUUCCCCAACUUAUCCUGUAGAUGGCGCAGAGACCCCAUGACAAUCAUCCACUAACUACCUCGCAGCACAGCAGAGUGACGGAUCUGAAGCAGACAGCUCAGGGACGCACGGAGGAGAGUGGUCCACCUCAACGGUAAAUAAACCAGUUUGUGAAAUACACAAUAAGUCAACAAGUUUCAGUUCAACCCACUUCACGAUGUUCCCCGCUGUGCUGGUCUCGGUCACGCCGAGUUAACGGUGAAGCACCAUGUAAUAUGCAAGCUGAAGUUAGAGUUAGCCACCUGCUAUUAGCCUUGCUACACUGUUAGCCGUGUCAGUAACGGUAGAAUAAACAACAGUACACAUUACAUGAUUGAGCUACUUCUCUUACUGAGGCAGCUGCAUGUCUCACGGCACAGAUUGAUGGGGGUAGUUGAAAACGCUUUUCUGGUCCGAGUUUCAUCAGUCAGUCUUCCUGUCGGCAUGAAGAACAGUAGCCUAUCUGCAGUAUACCGGAUACUGUAGAUAUCAACAGUAGAUAUAUAUUUUUGUAACUUUAUCUUAAAAUUAAAAAAAAUCAGCCGAUUAAUCAGUUACUGGAAUUUUUUCCCCCCUCAUAGUCGGUAUCGGCCCCCAAAAAAUCCAUAUUGGUCGGGCCCUAAUUUUAUUUUUUCAUUAUCAUUGAUUUGACUUCAUAUUUACAAUUAAUUCGUAAAAUUGAUACUUGGUAAAUGAGACGAUACGAUAUAUCAUCAGAAAAAACAUUGUUAUACUAUGCUGUAUCAAUAUUUUCUCCCACCCCUACUGUUUCUACUCUCUGCAUCAGAGACCAGAUUUCUUCCUAAUUUAUCUGAAUGUUUUCCUGUUCAUUGAUAGCAUGACUGUGUUGCUCAACUUGGCUUGAAUACGGUGGCCCUAAACUGUCAACUGUACAGAUCUCAAUAAUAAUAAUGAGAAAUAAGUAGAAUACCAAAAAUAUAAUGGUGGAAAUUUUCUUAUAACACAAAGAAGAUUUCGUUAACAGCAGAAAUAUUUCAUGAAAUGCAAAAAUAUUUCAAAAGGCUGGAAAUACUUUGCAAAGCAAAAUUGUCAAAAACCAAAAAUAAUGUUGAGCUAUUCGAAAAUAUUUAUAUGUGAUGUUUUCUCAAAUGGGUUUGCUGCAGGUGGGGUAGAGCUUCUUGAGAAAUCAAAAUCAGAUUGAAGCAGGUAAACAUUUCCAUGACAACACAGAAAUCAUGGCCCCGUCUUCAACUCUGAUAGUUUCCUGCAGUGGUCAGUCAAAAAAAGGACAUGUUUGAAAACAGAAGCAGAAAUGUCUCUGCACUAAAUGCUGAUGUUUAAAAUGUUUUCUCGGAUCUCUGUCCUCCCCAUCAUGAAGUCACCUUGUCUGUCUCCCUGCAGCAGCAUCACCCCCCAUCCAUCCACCCCCCCACCCCCCACACACGAAAUAUUCCUCUUCCUCUGGGGAAAUACAGACUCUGCUGACGUGUUGUUUCCUUCUGACGUUGAACGCAUAAUUAAAUUUCCGAUUAAAACCAGGUUUGUUAUCACGUUCAGAUGCCCGAACUCUGGACUCUGUUGCUUUUGGCUUUGACUCGACUUUAAAUCCAAACAUGAGGCAUCAGAGGGAGAUCCUAGAGAAAUCUAGAAAAACCAUCCUAUGAAGUCUGUUUCUCACCUCCAGCAGCAGCAGAUCUGGCUCUGACACUCAGGAUCAGCCCUCGUCGCUCUGUCCUCAUUUAGUUGUCCUGUCAGGAGCGAUCACGGAGAGUCGGGGUCGCCUCUGCAGAGUUUGUAUCCUCAGUUAACCUCUACACUCCAACAUCCACCUCCAGGCUGCGGCUGCACAGACAGAGAAUCAGGUAGAAUUAGUGGAGAGUGAGCACGAUGAUGAAGAUUCUGCAGGACAGAAAUAUCCCAGCAGACCUUAAAUGCCACACAAAUAUACGAGUCUUUUAAAUAUAGCUGUAUAAAUUCUCUGAGUACGUGUGUUUGCUGCACAAGUUAAAUGAAGACAAGUUUUGCAAGUGACCAAAUUUUAUUCCUUUUUCAAGUUAUGUUAUUUUUUGUUUCAAAAAUCUGAAACCUGCUUGAGAAGCUAAACAUACAAAACCCAAUUCCACUGAAGUUGGAAAAUUGUGAUAAACGUAAAUAAAAACAGAAUACAAUGAUUUGCAAAUCCUUUUCAACCUAUAUUCAAUUGAAUACACUACAAAGACAAGAUAUUUAAUGUUCAAACUCAUAAACUUUAUUGUUUUUUUUGCAAAUAAUAACUCAGAAUUUGAUGGCAGCAACACGGGACAAAGAAGUUGAGAAAGGUGGCAAAAAAAAUGAGAAAUUUGAGGAAUGCUCAUCAAACACCUAUUUGGAACAUCCCACAGGUGAGCAGGCUCAUUGGGAGCAGGUUGGUGCCAUGAUUGGGUAUAAAAGCAGCUUCCCCAAAAAUUCUUAGUCAUUUACAAGCAAGGAUGGGGCGAGGUUCACCACUUUGUGAACAAAUAGUCAAACAGUUUAGGAACAACGUUUCUCAAAGUACAAUUGCAAAGAACUCAGGGAUUUCAACAUCUACGGUCCAUAGUAUCAUCAAAAGGUUCAGAGAAUCUGGAGAAAUCACUGCACGUAAGCGGCACGGCUGGUAACCAACAUUGAAUGCCCGUGACCUUCGAUCUCUCAGGCGGCACUGUAUCAAAAACCAACAUGUGCAAGUUAAAACUCUACUAUGCAAAGGGAAAACCAUUCAUCAACAACAUCCAGAAACGCCGCCGGCUUCUCUGGACCUGAGUUCAUCUAAGAUGGACUGAUGCAAAGUGGAAAAGUGUUCUGUGGUCUGACGAGUCCACAUUUCAAAUUGUUUUUGGAAAUAGUGGACAUCGUGUCCUCCGGGCCAAAGAGGAAAAGAACCAUCCGGACUGUUAUCGACGCAAAGUUUAAAAGCCAGCAUCUGUGAUGGUAUGGGGGUGCAUUAGUGCCCAAGGCAUGGGUAACUUACACAUCUGUGAAGGCAACAUUAAUGCUGAAAGGUACAUACAGGUUUUGGAGCAACAUAUGCUGCCAUCCAAGCAACGUCUUUUUCAUGGACGCCCCUGUUUAUUUCAGCAAGACAAUGCCAAGCCACAUUCUGCACGUGUUACAACAGCGUGGCUUCGUAGUAAAAGAGUGCGGGUACUCGACUGACCUGCCUGCAGUCCAGACCUGUCUCCCAUUGAAAACGUGUGGCGCAUUAUGAAGCGUAAAAUACGACAACGGAGACCCCGGACUGUUGAACAACUGAAGCUGUACAUCAAGCAAGAAUGGGAAAGAAUUCCACCUUCAAAGCUUCAACAAUUAGUCUCCUCAGUUCACAAACGUUUAUUGAGUGUUGUUAAAAGGAAAGGUGAUGUAACACCAUGGUAAACAUGAUCCUGUGCCAACUACUUUGGCACGUGUUGCAGCCAUGAAAUUCUAAGAUUAUUAUUAUUUGCAAAAAAAUAAAAAUAAAGUUUAUGAGUUUGAACAUGAAAUAUCUUGUCUUUCUAGUGUAUUCAAUUGGAGCUUCAAUGGAAUUGGGUGUUAUAAAAUAGUCCAAUCAACAAUUAAAAGAGAGAUCAAUAUUUAGUUUAUGUCAGAUUUUGCAAAAUAAUUACAAAAAAAUAUAUAUAACACUAGUAAUGUGGAAAUAUGUUCAAAUUGUUUUCUUCACCCUCCUCAGGUUAUUUGAGUUCUGAGCAUUUUAAAGUUUUUUAAUUUUCUUGUUUUUACAAGACUUGAAUUCACACGUACUUGAAUUCGAUGUCUGCUGUUAUCCUCCAGAAAGAGAAGCUGCAAAAAGGCUGGGACAUAUUUCUCAUAUCCCUCCUUCUUUUGUUUGAGACAAUAACACUAAUAAACCCAAAGAUAAAAGCAGCAACAGAUGAGCCACUUUUGUGUUUUAUAAGAGAUUACUAAAAGAAAAAAAAUUAUUUCUACAGAAGCAUAUUGCAUUCACUUACAAAAAAAAAAAAAGGAAACUGUUCAUUUUGGGUAUUUUUUUUCUUUGCUGUCUGUUGGACUAGUUUUUUCUUCUGUUUUUUUUUGUACUAUUAUAUUUUUGCCUCUUUUUCCUCUUUCUUUUUUUCGGGCUAUAUUUUCCCCUAACUAAGAUACUUGAAAAUUCCUGCGAGAAUCUCAUACAAUCAGAUAAUGUUAACCAUCGCGGCUUCUCCAAAAUAGCAGAUUCUCCAGUUCCUGGAUAACUACGACUCGGGGGUCAAUGAGAGUAAAGCAUGUUGUUAGUAAAACAUAGGGUAUGCAAAUCCUGAGGUGCCUGCGCAAAGUAGAAAAACUUAUGACAAUUCCAUCUAUCUGACUUAGAGAAAGGAGUAUUUCCCAGUGUCUCAAACCCAAAAGAAAGUAAAACUUGAUUAAACUAAACAAGUGGGCCAUGUUUGCUUCAAAUAAAUCGAGCAGAGAGGAAUGAAAGCACAUGUUUUUAAAUGAUAAUGAUCCUAGAGACUGGGGAAAAACAAAAAAAAACUGAAAAACAGAAAAAAAUAGUCCUAAGAACAGAAGAAAUUACUCUGAAAAACAGAGCUUAUUUUUCUAUCAGUUUAUUUUUGUGAAUGCAGUUCACCUCUGUAGAUUUCAGCACCAGGAGCUGUCCACAAAUACACAGAGGAAACUUUCUGUGUUUCCAGAAAAUUUCAGGACCUUCAAGGGCUAGUAUUUUUAGGACUCAGUAGCUGCGUUUCCAUUACCCAUAGAUUUGCGCAAAACCUAAAUAUCGCAAAAGAAAACUGGUAAUGGAAACACCUAAAUUUCGAAAAACCUCUCAAAUAUCGCAAAAAAAAUGUACGCUCUCAUGAGGUGGUUUUUCAGACGUGUCGAUAUAGAAGUAUAUCGCAAUAGUGUAAUGGAAACACUAUUCGCGCAAUUUUACGUCACUGGACGUGACGUAGCGGGUCAUGUGAUCAUGCCUCCGAGUGGGAACUGCCUCCCGGAGGCUUGACAUGGCGGGUGCCACAAGAGGCUCAAUAGCAUCACAGUUCAUUGAACAUAUCCCGGGUCAUCCUGAAGUUUUGAAUCCACAAUUCGUCUGUGGAUUCCUCAUUAACAAUCCUCUCCCAGAAAUCCCUCAUCCGUGUCCGCUCCCAUACAUAUGUGCCUUGCCUUUCAGUAUGCUCUUACAUUCAUGCAGCACUCUGCAAAGAUGGUAAACACAUUGUUAGUCCUUCUUCUUCCUCCUUACCAUUGUCUGCCAUCUUUGACACACACUCCUGUGCCUUCUCCUGCUCAUAUUUUUGAGAAAAAAAUAAUUGGACAAUAAAUUCGUAAAUCAGGUGAUUUUAUUCUUUAAUAUGAGACUUAAAUGAAAAAUCAAACACAGUGCGAGCUUGUUUGUUGCAUAAAUUCUGCUGCAAAUUACAUUUUCUGCAUCAGCACUGCAUCAGUAUAUGUGCAUAUAAAUGAGUUGAAGGUUGCAGACAUUUGACCCUUCCUCGCAGCAGAGUGUCCCCUUUGGGGCCUCUGUACUCUGGUUUCACCUCCAUGUCAAUAUAGUAGGACAGUGAGAGUGGGAGGGUAAACGACGUCCAGUUAGUGUGUGUGUGUGUGUGUGUGUGUGUGUGUGUGUGUGUGUGUGUGUGUGUGUGUGUGUGUGUGUGUGUGUGUGAGAUGGACGUUUCACCCCACAGAAGGAGACAGCCAAUCGAACGGCCUCUGUGCCUCCGUAAUUCAAAAACACUCCGGGGACUCGUUCGGUUGAGUGUCUGCUAAGAAAAAAACAUGCGACACAAGAGAGGAUGCCGAUAAGAGGCUUUUAUUUUGAAGGAUACACUGUAUUUGCUGUCAUACCAGAAAACAAAAAUGACUGAGAAAGAAAAAUUUAUAUAUAUUUAUAUAUAUACAUAUAUGGAGAGAGAGAGAGAGAUAGAUAUACACUAUAUAGACUAAAUAGAGAGUAGGGGGGAAAACGUGCAGCAAGUUAUCAAUGACUCAAAACCACAACCACUGAGAGGACUAUAGCCUCCAUACAUGUGGUGCACCAACCCGCUAGGCUAUUUACAUACAUUAAGAUUUAUAAAUUGAUGAAAUGGGGGCCAAAUUUUUCAAAUUUUGGGGUCAAAUGGCUCAAAGAACAAGAGUUUUUAACAUUUUUUUCUUCCUUUAAAUUUCCUCGUCCUGUGGCAGCAAAAGCUAAAGCAGCUCUGAAGGUCAACUGAUUAAAAAUUUCUGUGAAUGCCAAAAGUGUUUUAUCACAACCCAAAAUAUGUAACUCAAUCAAACACACCAUUGAGCAGGGGUUGGCAAGUAGGCUUGGCCUGGGGCCAGAUUUGAUCAUAGAUGCAAUAUGAAGAGUCAGAAAUGCGCCAUCUUUUUUUAUUUGGAGAAGUGCCAUAAUCAAAAACUGCCACAGAUGUGGUUUUACUCAGGUCUUCUGAAGCAUGGAUGUAAUGAAAAUUUGUUGACUAAUCACUGACUGUGUAUAAGAUAAAUUAGCCUUUUUGGACCUUGAAAUUAUUCAGAUAGACCUGAUGAAGCUGUGAGAAAAAUUCAGGUCCAGAUUUGAGGACUGUACCAUCCCCAAAGACAUCAUUGCCUUCAUCUGCAAUACCUAGUGACAAAACACACUGCGUUGAUCUACUGCCAUGUCAUUAGUUCAAUAGCUAUUUCUGUUAACAAACAGUUGUAGAAGAAGAAGAGGCAGAAGAAGAAAAAGAAGAAGAAGGAGAAGAAGAAGGGAAAAAAGGAAAGAAAAAAAUAACAGGAAAGAAGAAAGAAAGAAAGAAAGAAAGAAAAAGGAGGAAGAUGAAAUGGGGGGAAAGAAGAAAGAAAAAGAAAAUAAAGAACAGGUAGAAGAAGAAGAAAGGGGAAGAAGAAGAAAGAAAAGGGAAGUAGAAAGAAAAUGGAAGAAGAAGACAUGGGGAAAAAGAAGAUAAAAGAAAGAGAAGUGAAAAAAGAAAGAAAAACAGAAGAAGAAAAAAGGGGAAAAAGAAGAAAGGAAAAAAAGAAGAAAGGGGGAAAAAGAAGAGGAAAAGAAAAAACAGGAAGAAGGAGAAAGAAGAAGAAAUAAAAAGAAGUCAGAAAAAGGAAGAAGAAAGAAAAAAGAAAAAAAAAGAAAGAAGGAAAGAAAAAAAGAAAAAACAAGAAGAAAGGGGGAAAAGAAGAAGAGGAAAGUAAAAAACAGAAAGAAGAGGAAAGAGAAAGAAAUAUGAAGAAGAAAAAAAGGAAGAAGUAGACAAUUGAAGAUAAGGAGGAAGAAAUAGGGAAAAAGAAGAAAAGAAAAAGAAAAAAAGAGAAGAAAGAAAGAAAAAACAGAAGAAGAAAGGGGGAAAGAAGAAAGGAAAAAGAAGAAGAGGACAGAAAAAACAGGAAGAAGAAGAAAGAAAAUGGAAGAAGACAUGGGGAAAAGAACAGAAAAAGAGAAAAAAGAAAGAAAAAAACAAGAUGAAAGGGGGAAAAGAAGAAAUGAAAAAAGAAGAAAGGGGGAAAAAGAAAAGGGGAAAAAAGAAGAGGAAAGAAAAAACACAGGUAGAAGAAGAAGAAAUGGGGAAAAGAAGAAAGAGAAAAAAGAAAGAACGAAAAUGCAGAAGAAGAAAGGGAAAAGAAGAAAGGAAAAAAAAGAAAAAAGGAGGAAAAAGAAUAAAGGAAAAAAGAAGAAAGAAAAGAAGAACAGGGAGAAGAAAGAAGAAAAAGGAAGAAGAUAGAAAAUGGAAGAAGAAGAAAUGGGGAAAUAGAAGAAGAAAAGAAAAUAAGGGAAAAAAGAAAGAAAAAAAAGAAAAUUCUCUAGGUGUACCUGAUAAAGAGGCUGGUAUAGUUGUAUGUACCAAAUAAAACCAAAUUUAAUCCAAAUUAACAGUGAAAAUGUUACUUUCACAGAGCUACACAAAUAAACAUUAAGAUGAGUGCAGUGAGCAGCCCCUUGUGAUUGACUUAAAAAUAACAAGAAUGAAUUAAACAUGUUAACUGAGGAAAUGUGAUUUCAGCACCAGGAACUGUCCGUGAUUUCCUCUUCACACAUAUGUACAGCACAGUAUGAGGUCUUCUGUCAUGGAUGCAUCCUCAGAGCUGGAAGUCCUCUGUCUGGUUUGGUAGUGAGUGCAUGAAGCAGGGCUGCAGCUGAUGACUGUGAUGGUAGAAUCUCCUGAGAAUCUAAUGGAGCUGGUCCAAAACUGUUUACUCUUUGAGUCAUUUUGACUGCAAACGAACAAACAAAAAAAAGACUGAGAGCAAGAUGUUCCCAAACUUUGAGAGAUUUUAUACUUGAUAAAUCAGAGGCUCAGAUGUAAAAGUUUUAAUGUGCAUCAUCCUCAGAGCUGCAUGAUGACAUUAACGUUCCUCCACAAGCCAACAGAGACAUCUCUGCUCCAAGUUUAACCAGCACAUCCUGCUCUGAUAUAUUUAUGCUCCUUGUUAGUGGAUCUCUGAGGUCUGUUAGCCGUCAGCGUGGGGAAAUAAAACGUCUGAGUGUGAAGGAGAGAGAGGAGAGAAGACAGCAGGAAGCAGGAUGAACGUUUUCUUUCCUUUCUCUAAAUCCCCAGCGCUCAGACGAUGAGGAGCAAACAGGAGGGAUGUCUGCAGCCUACUUUCAUACAUUUGCAUAUUUUUCAGAGGCAGUUUUAGAGGAGGGGGUACGAAGAGGAGAGAAGGGGGGAGGGGGCUUAGGGGUCUUACAAGGACAAGCCUAGAUGGUUGGAAAGAGGAAGUUAGCGUUUUACAUCCUCCAGAGUCAACAUGAUGAAAAUAUCUCAGGGAAAAAGAGAAAGUUUCCUCCUUACAGCCCUUCAGUCCUGCUCUCUUCACUCCUGACUGAUGCGCUGCUUCUUAAAUACAUAAUAACCAUUAAUAUUGAUCAGGAGGAUGAUGCAGCUAUACUGUCAUGUUUACAGGAGUGUCAGAGGGGGAGGGGCUGCAGGGACAGGUGGGGGGGCUGCAUCUGUUUCUGAAGUCACCUUCAAAGGAGGCAGGUUAGAUAAUGGAGUAGCAUACCUGCAGUGGAGGAAGGAUCUAAGGCCGGAGGAGGAAAAAUCAGAGCGACACUGAUGCAAGAACACACAGUCAAACCUAAACAGACAUGUGUAAACACACAAACACACAUGCAAAGAUAGGUUCUCAUUAAUGUUUUUGCAAAUUACAAAUGUUUUUUUUUUAAAACAUAUUUUUUUUUACCUUUUGCAAAUGCUUUUUUGAAUGUGAUAAAAUAUUUUUGUGGGAUGUUUUUUUUUUUUUUUUUUUUUUUUUUUUGCAAAUCAUUUGCAUUUUGAGGCUGUGGCUCCAUUUCAGAAAAAAACCUCUGCAAACAAAAAAGAAAAAAGAAUGAAUGAACAAAUUAAUUUAUUUCAAACAUGCAUGCAAAGGAAUAAAAUAAUAGAGAAAAUGUCAUUUGCAUACAAAGCAGGAAAAAGAAUUGAAUUAUACACGUUCGAAAAGGAGUAGGAAGUAGAGCCUGGCCGAUUUAUCGGCGAGCUGAUUAAAACCACCAGUUUUAGCUUGUUUGAGACUAAUCUGUAAUCGGCCAAAACUCGCAGAUUUUCGAUGAUAUUUUCAGAAAUAAAAUAGGAAUAAGAUUCAGUUUCACUUCGAAAAUGUUCCACCAUUUGAAAAGUUCCCCGACUUAUCCUGUAGAUGGAGCAGCAACCUCGUGACAAUCUACAGGUUUUUGGCAGUAUCCCAAUAAACUGUAGAUUGUUUACUAGUAGGCUAGCCUAGUAAACUGUAGAUUUCUACAGUAUACAUAUAUUUUUUAUAACCUAAAAAAAAGAAUUAUUUGAAUUGGCCGAUUAAUCGGUAAUUGGAUUUUCUUUAUUCUCAUUACUAUUUAAAUUGUAGAUUUUCACUGAGGGCAUCAAAGCUAUGAAUGAACUCAUGUGAAAUCAUGUGCUUAAGAAAAAAGUGUGAAAUAACUGAAAACAUGUUUUAUAUUUUAGAUUCCUCAAAGUAGCAACCCUUUGCUUUUUUCGCACUGCAAACUUUAGCUGUUCGCUCAAUGAGCUUCAUGAGGUAGUCAUGAAAUGGUUUUCAGUUAUUUCACACUUUUUUUAUAAGUACAGAAUUCUACGUGUUCAUUCAUAGUUUUGAUGCCUUCAGUGAUAAUCUACAAUGUAAAUAGUCAUAUAAAAAAAUAAAGAAAUGACAUUGAAUGAGAAGGUGUGUUCAAACUUUUGGCCUGUACUGUAUAUAUAUAAAUUCUACAUAAUGUAGAGGAAUUUUAGCAAUAGUAAAAUAAAACUUUAUUUAAUAAUUAUUAAAUUAAACUUACAAACAUUGAGUCAAAGGCAAAUAAACAUAAAAUAUGUGAAAAUAGUUGGAGAAGUGCAAACACAUUUUAACAAAACAUUAACACAUUUUAAGAGCUACAAAAAAAUAUUAAACAUAAUGAAGCUAUUUAAAAAAGUGAAAAAAAAAUUAGUUCAAUGCACAAACAUCUCACAAAUGCAAACAGAUAUUUCCAUAAACCAUAAACUUAAAUUUACUUUAUAAAUCACAAAAAUCUUCUUUUUUUUUUUUCAAAAAUACAAAAAAAGUUUACAAAUCAUACAAUAUUUUAGAGAAAAAAAAAACUCCUGAGAUGCUAAAAAAUUAACACCAAACUUAAAACAUUCAUGUAAAAACGCUUCCUGUGGCUUCAUUUCAGCCAAACAUGCUAGGACGCAUCUACAUUUUCAAAGCCUUUGUCCAAAGUGGUUUCAUUCAGUCACUAUGUUAGAUUUUCUUGGGGUAUUUUGGACCUGGUCUCUCUCCUCUUGGGGAGUAGGCUGCAGACUUGGGGUGUAUCUGUCUCCUCUCUUAUCCAAGGAUUAAAAAUUUCAGCAGAUCAAAAAUGCUUUUUACGUGUUUUUUUUUUUUUUUCAAUGGCGGAGAUGAGCACAUCCUGAUGAAAUGAUAGUGUCUGGGCUUUAUUUUAAUGCACGUUGUGGAGGGUUGGAAUAAAUCAGUGAAAUGCUCAGCACGAAUCUGAAUUCCUUUUUUGAAUUUCUAAAUUGAACGUACACGUUGAAAUAAAAAGUGUUAGUGUCUUUCAGGGCAUUACAAUUCAGAGUUUCAGUGUUUUUGUUCCACUUAUUUAAAUGAAAGAGACUUUGCAGCUCUUCAGCUCACAGCCUAUUAUUUCUUUUGCUGCUGCAGCUCAUCCUGCGAGCUUGGAGCAUUUGCUUAUUUGCAAACCUGAAUGAGGUUUUCCCUGUUAGAGUUUCAUACACCUGAUUAAUCCUCUCCUGAACCGGAAAAAGGAGUGUUUGCAGAGGUAAACCUGAAAGAGACUCAAACGUGAAGUUCGCAGAGGCAGAAAAAGAAACCUCGUCCUCCUGUCCUCCAGUGAUCUCCCUCAGAGUUUCCUCUCUCAGCUCUCUGAGAAAAAGCCGUCAGCUGAUCUAUUUUUAAUCCAGAGCGCUCUCCUGAUCUGUUCUGCCAUCCUGCCUCCUCUGCGUCUGUUUGAGUGUUUGUAAAACUAAAUAGAGAUGGGUUCCCCUCAGGUCUGUAGAGCACCUGUGGACACGUCUGGUGGGCUACUCUGAGAUGGACUCUGAAGAGGCUGCAGAGAACGCAACGCUUCAGAUAAAAAGUGCUAGAAGUGAUGAAACAAAUCCUUUCUUUUCAGGGUCUGAAGCUGCAGGUUGUUGAAAGACUGUAUGCACCCUGACAGAAGUGUAAAGGACCAUUGCAAAAACGUCUGUGAAAACCCUAGACUCUAUAUACAGACCAUAGACGGUUGACCUGCUGCAAAAAACCUGCAGAGUUAAUUCAGCAGUUUUUUUCUGAGGGUUUCAAACCCUGACGCAGAGUCCUGAGGGUCCUGACCCAUCAGCUCCUGACCGAGGUGAGCUGCGUGUGAUUGACAGCCAGGACUCGACCACAGCGGCGUUUCUUUUGGCUCUGCUUUGUCGUCUUCCAUCAGCGCUGUGCUUCAUUUGAGGUUUUUCCCAUGACAGCCACAGAAAUCUGAAUCAAAGAGGAGGAAGAGUUUUGGAAAUAGAAGCGAUGAGGUCAUUUCUCUGUCUGUUUCUCAUGUCCUCGUCCCCUCACAGACCUGCUCCUCUCUGUUUUCUUUGAUUAAAAUCUGGAGCUGCUCUUCAUCACGACCUCGCUCUGACUGUUUGCUUUGAUUUGAUUUAAUGUGAUUAAAGUCAGUGAUGAAGCUUCUGCCCUGUGAGAAGACUAAUGUCCUCCAUGUGCUGGAUGUUAAUCUUUGAUUCUCCUCUAUAAGGUUUUAAUGAAGCCGCUCCAAAACUUUUAAGUGAAAAAGUUCAGUUUACUCAAGAUUUAGAUAGAAGAUGGCAGCAAAAUGGAAUGAUUUUGAGCCCAUGCAGUGAUUUCCACUACAGAGUCCUGUCUGUUUUUAAUGCAGUGCUGAAGAUCAGGUUAGUUUUGGUUUUGGUUAGGGCCAAUUUUAGCCUGUUUGAGACUAAUCGGUAAUCGGCCAAAAGAUUCGGUUUCACUAAGAAAAUGUUCCGCCAUUUAAAAAGUUCCCCGACUUAUCCUGUAGAUGGCGCAGUUUCAGUUAAACCCACUUCACCACCCGCUGUGCUGGUCUCGGUCAUGUUGAGUUAACGGUGAAGCACCAUGUAAUAUGCAAGCUAAAGUUGGAGUUAGCCACCUGUUAUUAGCCUUGCUACACUGUUAGCCGUGCCAGUAACGGUAGAAUAAACAACAGUACACAUUACGUGAUGGAGCUACUUCUCUUUCUGAGGCAGCUGCAUGACUCCAGAGGAGACUGUACUGGAAAUGUGUAACGUGAGUUAAGACGCGGAGGUACCGAUCGGCAGGGGGGGGGGUUGUAGUUGAAAACGCUUUUCUGGUCCGAGUUUGAUCAGUCGGUCUUCCCGUCUGCGUGAAGAACAGUAGCCUACAGUAUAUAGUAUACUGUAGAUAUCUACAGUAUAUAUAUAUAUUUUUUAUAACUUAAUAAAAAAAAAUUUAAAAAUCGGCUGAUUAAUCGGUAAUCAAACCCCCCCCCCCCUCAAUUAUCGGUAUCGGCCCCAAAAAAUCCAUAUUGGGCCCUAGUUUUGGUCCUUGUCCCUUUAGUACAGAGAUUUCUAAUGAUAUUAUGUUCUGGUGAUGAAAUCCACUCAUUCUUUCACACUUGACACUCAGGAACAUUAUUCUCAAACUGUUGAACUAUCAGCUCACACAGUCUCUCACAGAGUGGUGAACCUCUACCCAUCUUUCCCUCUUGCUCCUCAACCACAACUCUGUAUGAGCUGUUGUUGUUGUUGCUGCUGUCCCCUGUCUCACCCUCGUUCUCUAUUCUCUCUCCCUCCCUCUCCCCGACUCGUUUUCUCGCUCCUUCCUACUCCCUUGUUCUCUUUCUCUCCGCGUCUACCCUCCCUCCUUCCCCUCUCUCUCUUCCUCCCCCUAUCUCUCUGCAUUUCUCCCCAACUCAGCAGCGGCCUGGUGGCUGUCUAGCAUGAGUCAGGUCCUUCCCAGGGUUUCUGCCUGUUAAAAGGAAGUUUUUCCUUGCCACUGUCACUCAUGUUAGAUGAGAUGGGUCCCAUCUUAAGGUUGGGUCUUGAUAAUUCAUCAAACAGUCAGCAUGGUUUAAAACCUGCUCUUUGCUUUUUGGAAAGCUUUUUGGGACGACUGUUGUGAUUUGGCGCUAUAUAAAUAAAAUUUGAUUUGAUUUGAUUCUGAGAGACUCAACCUUUCUGAAUGUCGAUCUUAUACCCAGUUGUGUUCCUAACAUGUUAGAAAUUAUCCUCAUUAGUUUGAGAUGUUCCUCCAGAUGUUUUUUUUUAGCAUUAAUCAGUUUUUUUUUUUACUUGUGUGGUUGUUCCUCUAUAACAGUGGAUCUCAAGUCCAGUCCUCGAGCCCCCACUGUCCUGCAUGUUUUGGAUGUUUCCCUGCUCCAACACACCUGAUUCAAAUGAUCAGCUCGUUAUCAAGCUCUGUAAUGGCUUAAUAACGAGCUGAUCAUUUGAAUCAGGUGUGUUGGAGCAGAGAAACAUCCAAAACAUGCAGAACAGUGGGCCUCGAGGACUGGACUUGAGAACCACUGCUCUAUAACAACAUUUUAUCUGUCAGGUUGUUUCUUUAAAUGAACUUUAACUCACAGCCUCUUUUUCUUACAUGAUCAAACUUAUUUCAUGUAUUAAGAUGACUCUCUGAGGCUCUGAGACUACCAUCCUCACUGUGUAAAGGCUCUGGCUGUUUCGUUUCCUUUGUCUAUGAGUUGAUAUGAGACUCCUUUAGCUGUGAUGAAGUUUUCUGCGUUACUACAGCUCCUCCUGCAGGCAGCUGACUGUAACCACAAUUUUCCCCGUUGAUAAACUGCUGUUUUUCUGGACAUUUUUCACUUACAUAACCGAAUAAACUUGAUUUUGAUUUGAUAAUCAUUACAUUUUUAAGAGGUUCAGCAGAUAAUAAUUGCCUCCUUUUUUUCCUUAGGCUUGUUUGUUUUGCUGAAUUUUUGUUUUGUUUUGUUUUUCUUCAAUUUCCUUAUUUUUAAAUGGUCAGUUAGUGUUGGCAUAUUUUGCUUCUAUAGAACAGAAGAGGUCUGAAAUGGUUCAUCAGGGUUGGUUUCAUCAUCAUUUUUAUUGAUUGCUGUAUAUCUGGAUUAUGGAUAUUGAUAUUCAUCUAUUAAAAGGAUAUUUCUCUUUGUCACUCUGUCUCAGGUCUGUCUGUCUGUGCUGAGAGGUCCAAACUUAAUGUGAAGAAGGCAAUAAUUCAACAGGUUGGUUGACUCUUAUUACAUCCUCACUACAUUUCCCAUGAUGCACCUUUCACUCCAGCUUCCUCAUGCUUUAUUUAAACUUUCAUGCAUAUAGCUGUGAACCAUUUUUCCGCGGUUUAUCUUGCUGUCUUCAGCUCAGGUGAGGUUAUGUUUUUGAAACAACAGCACCACCUUGUGGCUCAAACCAGUAUUAUAGCUCAAGAGCUCUGCACACUUGUACAGGUAUUUCCUCCUUAGAGGACCUUCAUGUCAGACGGUUGUUAAGCUUUGAUGCAGAAACAAACAGGUGCACGUUUGUUUUAGUGCUCUGGAGUUUUAAGAGUGGGUUGCUGCACACUCUGUUGUAGUCUCUGUGAUUCUUGCUGCAGUGGAAGAUCUAACGGUGAACACCUCAGACAAACAGGAAUUUACUAUUAUCAAAUCAAUAUUGUUUUCUUGUUGUAGAGGUCGUGGGUUUUGGCUGCUCCUCCUCCUUCUUUUCGUACCUUGACUAUUGUUGGUACCACUGCAGCUCUUCACAAGUGUUUCCUCACACUGAUACUUUUUAAGGAGUGUUUUAUAAAGUUCUCAUUUUUGAUCAUUCAACCUCCUCACAUUUUCUCUAAAAAAUGCAACUCCUGUGUUGUGCUGCACAUUAGUUACUGUUAUUUAGCCUUCAACAUGUCCGCAGUUACAUUUGUUCAUGUCCCGCCAAUCAUCAGCUUAAAGGUGGGGUAGGCAGAUAUCUGUUAAAGAAGCAUCUUUUUUUGUGGUGUAUUAACAAAAAAAAAAUAUCAGUCAAUAGCUAUUAGUUAUUGAUGACAUUUGGUAAUAUAACGAUAUCGCUAUGUUUCGUUUUGUCUGUGUAGUCAACAUUUUAAAAUUUCAGAGCGCUCCACUCUUUCUGACUGUAAACAAAGCCAUUCCCCGCCUCCCCCAACCUGAUUGGUUGUGAGGCAGAUGCUGCUCGUUAAGGUCCUUACACACCGGAACCAAUGGAAAUAUACAAUGUGAAAUUACGAAAUAUUUGGAGGCGAAUUUUGACGCGCCUGACUAUACACAUCAUUAGCCACGACUACAACACAAGCAAGAAAACAAAGUAAAUACUGGAGACUCUGGCAGAAUAAUGGGCGCUUAAAAAGGACUGGACAUGAGCUAAAAAGCCGGGUCAACAAUGAUGGGAGACACUUUGGGAUCUUACGGACCCUGUAACCUUUCUGCUGGACAGGUUAAUCGCUUUAACAAAGUAACCCAAGUGUCUGUAACAGAGGUGUUUCUUGUCAAACGGGCCCUGCUGCGUGUUGUAGUGCCGCUAAACUGUUGACCUCGGGUCCUGGACUAUGUCACUUUAUCCUAGUUGUAGAAGUCCUGCAAACGUUGUGUUUGCUGGUAGUCUGUUGGCAUCAACAGUAGCACCAAUGCUGUUUACUUUCACGCUGACUGGGCCCCAUUUGUAAUUAUUUGAAGUAUUUAUCUGCAUUAUAUCUGAAUUUAAUUGAAACGAAAUGAGCGAGCAGGAGCGGCUGUUUGUGGGCAGGGCUUGCUGGAGCAGAGAGGGAGGGGAGAGGAGGAGCUAAGGGGGAAAAUUGGUUGGGAGGGGUAGAGGAUUUCUCCCCAAAACUGGCACUUCCUCAGAUCCUGCCUACCCCACCUUUAAACCCGUGUCCUCAGCUGUAGUUUUUCUGUACGCCACCAGGGGGUGAUGCUGACUUUUAAUAUGAGGUUGCAUAGGAUAUGCUGACAAUUUUGAAUGUUUUGAACCUCAUUUUUUAUUUCACCAAUCUAAUUUAUGUGCAGGGUUUAAAUAGAAUAAUUUUUGAAAAUGUUCUUAUUAGUUUUGUAACUCUUGGCAGUUAAAUGUUUUCAUUAAUGGAAGAAUUCAAAUCAUUUUUCUAUGGUCAUUUUCUCUGAUCAGUCCUACUUUGUAUGUGAGUUUAAUAUUAUGACUCAACAGCCCUGUUUAAGAAAACACUGGCUUGUCAUUUGACCUCAUAAGAGACCAAAUGUUGGCAGAAACUCCUUAAAAGGGGAUCUUAAGUGUCAGAAUAGUCUCCAAACUUUUCCAGGAAAAUGAAAAGGACGUUUUGAAUAGAUUAAAUACUUUGAUGUAGUAGUAGUAGUAGUAGUCAUAGUCAUUUAUUCAGUCAUGACAACACCAAAUAUUGUACACAAUAUUGACAUUUCACACAAAAUCACUAAAUCAAGAAUCUUAUAAAAGCCUAUCCUGUAUUGUCAACCUUUAUUAGGUUUCCGACCUCUAGAAAAGCAAAGAAACCACAACAACAGAAAAUUAAUCGCACUUAUAAACUUCAAAAAUAGCUUUACAAACCAUUUUAUUGAAAACCAAAAAAGACGGACAUGUUUUUAGAUUUUUGUUGUCAUCAUUUCAGAACUUAACUUCAGUAACAGAAACACAUCUCCUUUUCAUACCUUAUUUAGCUUUUUGUACGGUAAAUUUGCAAGCGCCUCUGAGAUUAUAAGACUGUCCUGAAUUGAAAAGAACCUCUGUAUUGAGCCAAGGAGCAUUCUUGAUUUUGCUGUAAACAUUAUUUGCAUUAUUUUAUAAUAAAACAGAACAUAAAAUUUCAUAAUGAGAAUUUAGAAAAAGUGGCUCCGUGUGAUCAUAGUAAUCAGUCUUAUUGAUAAUACGUAUAGCUCGUCUGCAGUUUUAUGAGUGAAUUUGUAGUGGUUUUAAAGGUUAUCAGAAAACUUUUCCAGGUUUAUGAUAUUACAGUUGGCAAAAGUGGCAAUAAAUGUAAGGAAUGCAAAUGAAAAAUAAUAAUAAAAAAACUAACACACAGUAAUGUGGCCUGGCAACUUUUUCAUGAAUAAGUCCAAAAAAUAAUUAUAACCAGUGCAUCCAAACUGAAAUCAAGGACUUUAUCUGAUCUGAUAUGAAGACGGAAGACUAACUCUAUCAGUCAAGACUAGUCUAGGUCGUCAAAUCAGGUUUUAAAUGCUAAAAUUUAGAUGAGCUUCUUUCAUAGUUUGAGCACAGAAGUGUUGGUUUUUUGAGUUACUCAUUAAUUUAGAAUUUUUUCGUUUAAAAAAAUAUAAUUUUAGAAGUAAAAAAUGUAAAGCUGAAGUAAAGCUUUGCAUUGACUAUUUUGCUUUUCUUUUUGGCACUUUUGCAUCCUCUGUAAAAUCCUGCCUGUUAUUAUUUUUAGUGUCUUUUUUUAAGAUCGUUUGUUGAGUUUAUCAGGGCUCAGAUGGAUUUAAAAGAGGAGAAGAAAGCAUCAGAAACAGGAGGAGUAGGAAACACACCACAGAGAGCUCCUCCUCCUCCUCCUCCUCCUCCUGCUCCCUGUACAAAGUUAGACAGUCGCUCUCAGUGUCAGGAUUUAGUGUCGGACACAUCAGAGCCUGCAGGCGAGCUGAAGGGAUCGAUCUUCAUCAUCUUCUUCAUCAUGGCUCUGCUGCUGGACAUUUCUCGCUCUGCGGCCACAUACUGCUGUCUGAUCCGCCGCCGCUUCAAGAGGAGGAGGAAGAAGCGAUCUGAGAGGAAAGGUACUCUGCUGUGACACCUGAGGGUCUGCGCUCUGACGCCUGACAGACGGCGUGAGGGGCGCACAGAGCGAUGUGUGUGAGGAGUGUUUGCAGCGGGGACAGUUAGUGUUUUCAGGAGGUUUUCUGACUUUGUGCUCUGAUGUUUGAGGCUCAGACAGUUUAGUUUAAAACCCCCAGAUCUAUUCUUUCUUCUUCUGUGGCUCCAUGUGUUGAGAUUUUUCAGAGAUCAGCAACAGUGACUGAAGACAGUCUGAGGCAUCUUUGCAGCAAAUUUACUGAAGAAUUAGAAAAAAAAGAGAAUUUAAUUGUGACAGAAGCAGCAUUUUUGCAAUAAGUAAGAUUUAAAUGAAAGUGUUGAAGGUCUUUGGAUUUAGUUUAUGUUUGUGGAAGAAAUUGAAAUCUGAAAAAAUGAGUGAAUUUCUGGUGGCUGAUGAUUUCUUUAGAGUGUAGGAAAGGAAAGGAGACGAUCCAAAGCUGCAACAGUUUAAAGAUUUGUUUGAAAAGUUGAUAUUCUGCCUUUUUUAAAAGUCUCAAACCUAAACAUUAGAGAUCAAUCUGAAAAUGACUCUGAGCAAGCAAAAAAAUAUAAGUUUAAAUCAAAGCACAAAAAAACAAUCUGAUUCAAAGGCAAAAAGUGCUUUUAAGAUGGUUUUAGAGCAGUGGUUCUCAAGUCCUUGAGGCCCACUGUCCUGCAUGUUUUGGAUGUUUCCCUGCUCCAACACACCUGAUUCAAAUGAUCAGCUCGUUAUCAAGCUCUGUAAUGGCUUAAUAACAAGCUAGUAAUUUGAAUCAGGUGUGUUGGAGCAGGGAAACAUCCAAAACAUAGGUUUUCACUGUUAACUCAAAAUUUUAUUGAGUCUCUGAUAAAAGAAAAAGAUGUAUGCGGAAAAUAAUCAAACAACAAACUAUUUGUACAGCAUUUACUUUGGUUGGUUUUUAGUCAAAUUAGGGUGACCAUAUUCUGAAUCCCCAAAAAGAGGACACCUCUAUGCUGGGAAGAGUCGCGCACAAAAUUUUUAGGUUUUUCGGGUUUGUCAGGUUGAGUGGUUUUUACACGCUUCUAACUUAGUUAGUCCACGCUACUUAAACUCAGAACUUCCAUAAAAAACCCGUUGUUGUCUUUCGUAGUAAAAUGAAGCCACGCUUUAGUUGGUUUCUGCCUACAUUUCAUACCAUCCGCCAUGUUUUUUCCUUAAAGGCUCUGUUCUUGUUCAUGUAGACUGGCUCACCGUUUUUCAAGGCAACCGUAAUAAAGGAAUCGUUAAGAUAUAAUGUAAACAAUGUCGAUGGAUUGAACCAUUUGGAACCGGUUCUCGAUUCCCAUCCCUAGACGUCCUGGUUUAUUCAAUGAUGAUCUUGACGUUCUGCCGCCUCUCUGCAGAUGUAGACCUGAUGGUUUUGUGGAGACUGUUGCCCAGUGUGGUUCAGUCAGAAGUUGGUGUUUUAAUUCAUCUGAUCUGGUCUGAUCCAGAUUUGAUUAUAUUAGGUGUCACUUCAACCCUUUACUGAGAAACUGCAGGGAGAACCUGCACACAAGCUACAGUUUUCUGCAGACAGGGUCGACUCUGCCUCACAAUUUAUAGACUCUGACGCAAAUACUCAUUAUAGUUGAAGGCUGCCCAAUGGGUCCUAAGCUGACAGGCAUCCAGUGUGGCUUAUAGACCAAUAAGUAACCUGUAACUAAUUCAACCUUGCUUCAAAACUACAAAAAUAAAUAAAUAAAUAAUAAAUUAAAAAAUAAAUGAAUAAAAACAAAAAAUAGAUAAAUAAAAUAAAAUUAUAAAUAAAAUUAUAAAUACAUAAAUAAAUAAUAAUAAGAAGAAUAAUAAUAAUAAGAAGAAGAAUAAUAAACCUUUAAUUUCCCAGAAGCUGAAAAAAGAGACAAGCAAGUUACUUCUUUUACCCAACUGCCCUGGAUGCAACAAAUCAGCAGAAAUGGCACAAUAGUAUAUUUUUCAUGCUUGUGAUGAUCAGCUCGUUAGUAAGCCAUUACAGAGCUUGAUAACGAGCUGAUCAUUUGAAUCAGGUGUGUUGGAGCAGGGAAACAUACAUAAGAUGCAGGACAGUGGGCCUCGAGGACUGGACUUGAGAACCACUGACUUAAGCAAUGUUUAUAACACCAAAUAACACUUAUGUGUCACUGAAACGCACUUUAUGUUUUAUCAAACAGCUCAGUGGUGACCCCUGGUGGUUGUAGAAGUGAUUGCAUGAGAAAAAGAAUCCAGGUGAUGGUGGUUCUGCAGUACAGUGUGACAAAUAUUUCCUUCUUGUAACCAUGUGUACUGUUGUGACUGGAUCUUGCAGGAAGAAGUAACCAGACACCUCGGUCCGUAGAGCUUUGUCGUGUUUUCUGCUGUAAUGAGGCUGUUUCCAAUCCACAGGAAUGAAUGAGAUUGGAUUGUUUUGCAGGUAAUAGUCAGACCCCCGGGCUUUGCAAGGUGAAAAAAUUCAGAAAGUGUUUGCAGAGACCCUGAAUUUGAGAAGAUAAUCCUGUUUUUUUUAUGUUUGGUGACUGGCUGUGAUAGAAUAAUGACUCUCCAGGUCUGCAUUAUCAGGUUUAAUGGACUCUUCACAGUCUCUAACUUUGUCACAUGUCUGUGUGUGACUCAAAAAUGCUGCAGUUUGUUGUGUCUGAUGAAAAUAAUCUUCAGUUUUAAUUGUUGCCCUGAAGUUUCCAUGUGGUCUGACUGAUCCGGAGAUGUCUGCAGGAUCUUCUUUAAAGUUCCGAGAUGAUCUGAGUCUGGGCCCCUGAGACUCUGAGCCGCUCUGCUUCAUCCUCCCUCUUCCUCUCACUUCAUUAGCUCUGUCUGCUAACGUCUGCUAACAUUUUCACAUGGAGGGCUCUCUCAGCUGCAUUAAUUCACCUUCAGCGUCAGGAGGCUGUUUUUUCCCUCUCUGUGGAGAGUCAGGUCUACGUGCUUCUCUCUGAGCGGCCUGUAAACACGCUAAUGUUUCUAAAGGAGGAUCAGCUGAUUUGCAUGCAGGGCGGGUGAGGAGGGCGAGAGGCCCAUCAUUCCCGUGUCCCUGCUAAGCGGCGUGUUGUGAGAUGAACUGAAGUGUGAGUUUAAUCUACUGGGAGCAAAAGUGAAUUUCAGACGAGCUAUAAGCCGAUGUGCUCUGUGAGGCGUGGACGCCACGCCGCCACUGCUCAGGGACCUGUGUGUGUAUGUGUGUGUGUGUGUGCGUGUGUGUGUUUGUGUGUGUGUUUCAAAGAUCUGUGUCUGUCUGCUCUGUGAUGUGGAGGAGCUGAUACAGACUCCUCCCCCCUCCUCCACCCUGACUCUCUGCUGAUAACCCGGCUCCCCUCUGAAACCUACACACACACACACACACACACACACACACACACACACACACACACACACACACACACACACACACACACACAGGGCUCAGACAGCUGAGGGGAAGGCGUUUUACAAACAGAAAUUUUGAUCAGAUUUCUGCUCUGAGUUUCAGAUUAAAUCAGCAGCUCUGACAGAAGAUCAUCUCGUCGACCUCUAAUAAAAGGGAAAAUAUUUGCACACCUUCAGCUCACCUGCCAGCUGUCAAAAGGUGUCAGAUUUACAAGGAACCCCUCUUUAAGUAUGAGCAGAGAAAUGCAAAAGCAGCUGCAGUAAAAAUCUUAACCAUAAACACAGAAAUUAGUUUUUUAAUUCAAACCAUGAAAAAAACAACAACACAUAAAACACAAAAACCAUUCAACAUCGUGCAAAAACUUGAUCAGAAAAUACACAAAAACAUUGUGACAAAAACACAAAAUAUUUCAAUGAACUCAGAAGAUUUGUUUUCUUUUAGUUUUCUGAAAUUAUUUUUCUAUUUCAUGAAUUCUAAAGAAUCAUUUUUUGCAUUUUGUUGAUUGUUUUGUGAUCAAUGUAAAACUUUGUGGGUAAAUUGAUUUGUUUUUAUUGAGGCCCGACCGAUUUAUCGGCGACCUGAUUAAAUCGGCCAAUUUUAUCCCGUUUGAGACUAGUUGGUAAUCGGCCAAAACAAAUCGAUUUUCGCCGAUAUUUUCAGAAAUAAAAUGCGGAGAAUAGGAUUCGGUUUCUCUUCAACAAUGUUCCGCCAUUUGAAAAGUUCCCCGACUUAUCCUGUAGAUGGCGCAGCGACCUCAUGACAAUCUUCAUCCACUAGCUACCUCACAGCACAGCAGAGUGACGGAUCUGAAGCAGGCAGCUCAGGGACGCAUGGAGGAGAGUGGUAAAUAAACCAGUUUGUGAAAUACACAAUAAGUCAACAAGUUUCAGUUCAACCCACUUCACGAUGUUCCCCGCUGUGCUGGUCUCGGUCACGCCGAGUUAACGGUAAAGCACCAUGUAAUAUGCAAGCUAAAGUUAGAGUUAGCCAUCUGCUAUUAGCCUUGCUACACUGUUAGCCGUGUCAGUAACGGUAGAAUAAACAACAGUACACAUUAUGUGAUUGAGUUACUUUUUAUAACUUUAUUAAAAAAAUUUAAAAUCAGCCAAUUAAAAGCUAAUCGGAUAUUAUUUCCCCCUAAUAAUCAGUAUCGGCAUUGGACCCAAAAAAUCCAUAUCGUUCAAGCCCUAGUUUUUAUGUUUGAUUUCAGUUUUAAUUCAUUUAAUUCUUUUGUGAUCACAUAAACCUUUUCUUGUGUUGCAUGUAAUAUUAUUCAUCAUGUGAAUUUCUGAAACGUUUAUGUGUCAGUGAAACAUUUUUGAGUUUCAUGAGCAGCUAAAUCUCUGAUGACACACAGAAGCGGACUUCUGUGAUCUUUAACAGCCUGAACGAUCCUCAUCAGGAGGAAUCUGACGCAAACGCUCAAUUGCGUAUUACAAAAACAUGUUCAGUCAGAGAAAUACUGGACAUGAAAAUUCUGUAAAGACUAAAACAGAAAUGCACCAUGUUUGCUGUGCAGUGUGGGUUUGUUUGUAGUUUUUUCAUCUGCAGCUUGUUUUUCCUGAUUGUUCAAACUGUUGCGGAUCAUCUGCACCGUCUCAAACAGCUCCUCAUUAUGUACUAAAGUGGGAGUUUACAGAUAAUCAUGCAGGAAAAGAUCAUCUUUGUCAUCAUUCAAUUUUAAAUUAAGAGUUAAGGGUCAUGAAAAAAUUCUUACAUUUUUGAUCCCUCCUUUAUUUCUACUCUAAAAAGCAUGUUUGAUAGUUUCAAUAGUUUUUGCCUCAAAUAGAUAGAUAGAUAGAUAGAUAGACUUUCAGCAGCAAUAAAAACAUAAAAUUAAAUAUAAGAAGAAAUAUGUACAAUACAGACUUAAUAUAUACAAUAAAUACAGACUAAAUAUACUAAACAUCCUAAGAGAAAAACAAAAGAAAAAUCGUUUGAUUACAGAUUUUAAAAACUGCUGCUUUUUAAAAACAAAGUCACACAUGUCCUUUCUGAUAUGAUCAUCAAACAAAAUAUAAAUUUUUCUUUUCUGAAAAUUUAGUUCCAUCAUAUCUCUUCUGUUUUUCUCUGUUCUGUGUCUUAACAUCAGAAUUAAAAUUUUGGAGCAUGUAAAACGGAUUUUUUUCACAUGUACAAACUUAAGAGUUACCUUAGAUCACUGGUUCUCAAGUCCAGUCCUCGAGGCCCACUGUCCUGCAUGUUUUAGGAUGUUUCCCUGCUCCAACACACCUGAUUCAAAUGAUCAGCUCGUUAGUAAGCCAUUACAGAGCUUGAUAACGAGCUGAUCAUUUGAAUCAGGUGUGUUAGAGCAGGGAAACAUCCAAAACAUGCAGGACAGUGGGCCUCGAGGACUGGACUUGAGAACUACUGCCUUAGAUUUACUCCUGUUGCAGUUAAGAUGAUGUAUUUGCAGAAUAAAAAGUUUAUCUCUGGUUUUGAAUCCAUAAUCUGCAUUCCCAAAGAAGCACCAUACAUCUUCUUAUUUUAGAUGUUUUUCAGUUAAAGAAACCAUAAAGGGCUGCCCCAGUGCUGAAAGCCUGAUGGAAUAUCAUCCGGUAUCAUCAGAAUAUUAUACACAGUAUAUUGCAUUGUUACCGUUUAUUUUAUUCAUGCUCUUCAGCAAAUUUAUAAGGGUGAUUAUAGCUCCGUUAUUUAUUCAUAUCCUGGUACUCUACAGAGGAAUAAAGAGAUUUUUUAGUGCUCACUAAAAUAAGAGAAAAAAGGAUUUUUAUGUGCAGCACUCAAAGUUAGAUUUAAACGUUGUACUCUAGUGUCUUUGUAAAAGAAAAUGCUCAAAGUUUGUAUGACACAAACCUGAACAGCUCCUCCUUCAAGAUGGGUCUGCAGUGAGAUGUUUCCAGGUCUCUCGCUUCUGUCUUUUCAGUGAAUCUUUUGCCAAUUUAUCCCUGUCCUCCUCCUCUUCCUCCUCCUCUUCUUCCUCACCCCUCCUCUUUGCUCCCCUGGCACACUCUCUCAUUUUCAUUUAACGCUAGCACAGGUAGCCGGCGCCUCCUGGGCCUGAAAAUUGCUGCUGACUACCUGCUGAAAGAGGAGGGGUAAGGAGGACGAGGGGGGAGCAGCAGAGCGGGAAUGUUUCCUCAUUAGAGAAGCUCCCCUUUUUUUACAGCAGGAAUAUCGCUGCCAGAGUCUGUUAGACCAAGAAAAAAACUUGACUGUGAAGUCUGCAGAGUUAUUUUCUCCAAGCUGCAAACUCCAGGGGCUGAAAAAUGAAUUUAGAGCUGAAGUCCCAAGAAGUGAAGUUCCUACAAUGGCCACUAGAGGCUGCCUAUGAAAGUGAGUCAGUUCCCAUAGAGCCCCAUGUUAAGAUAUCCAACUUUACAUCCUCCCUCUGUAUGUUUCUGUUUAUUUUGUCUUUUUAAACUGACAUUGUCAUUUUUACAAAAGCGACAUCCAUCCAGGAGAAUAAAGCCAAAUAACCUGAUAAUAAAUGAACAAAAGGGCCAACAGAUGAAGAGCACAUUCAUCAUUCAGAGAUCAGAUUAAAGCAGAAACACGUGUUCAUUAACCUGCUCACUGAGAGCAGCCUCAGUGUUUGAGGUUAAGCAUCAGCAGGCAGCUCCACCUCCUCCCCCCUUCACCUGCCCGUCAGUCCAUCAGUUCCCGGUCUCUCUAAUCCCGGGGCCGUGGGGUGUGAAAUUCAACAUCAGCCCUGAGCCCGCUCUCUGGGGGAGAUAGUGGAGGACUCGGCCCUGACGAGGCCGAGGUGAGCGGAGAUAACCAUCUGUUGUGCUCAGCGAGGCCGCUGAUGCAGAGAGAAUCGGGAGGAGGAGAGUCAGCGAGGGCAGGAAGAGGGGGUGGGAAUUUCUCCUGAUGACCUUCUGAGACCAUCUGAAGAAAAAAACUGACCCAGCUCAGACAGAGACUAACCUGGACCUCAGAUUACCUGAAUGAUAGAUUCAGAAACCAAACAAGUCUCAGGAAGUAAAUAUCUCAAUAUUGUGUUUUUUUAAGCCAAACUGACCGAAAAAACAAAAAAAAAACGCAACAGGGUAGAAACAAGUGAGUUUAGACCUAAAGGUCCUCACACACCAGGACGGACGCAAAUUUACGACGCGAAAUUACGAAAUAUUUUGAUGCGCCUGACUAUACAGAUCAAGCCCGAUGCGAUUUUGCGACUUUCCAGGGGGAAAAAAGACACGUCCCGGGUGGAAGCGAGAAGACUGACACAACAGCAGACUGAGUGUUUUUCAGUUCUGAUUAGACUCUAGUGUUGAGAUGUCUGUCUGUCAUGAUAGCAUGUACUGAGUCGGGGCCAGUACAAGAUAAGCACAUUAAACUAUAAUCCAUAAACGUAAGGUAACAACCGAGACCUAAUGGUGCUGUGACAGCAACAUGAUUGAGUUUGAGACAGUGAAAAUACAUAUGGUAUGUUGUAUCUGAACAGGUUAGCUUACGAGCUAAAGUUACUUAGCACAGAUGAAAGUUAAAACAAAGACGUCUAGCAAACUGUUAAAGCACACAAACCAUCGUCAUAUGAGAAAUCUGACGCUAUGACUCUGCACAAGUUGUCCUUCAGGUCGUUAUCUUUGUAAUGUUUGUGUCUUUUAUCAAAAAGCACUCUGUUCUCCGACACGUAAACAAUCAGCCGGUCGGCCAUGUUGGAUAUACCGGUGAAUCAGACGUCGCAACAACACACAAUCUGAUUGGUCAGAAGUGGACACACAGUAUGCAAAACUUUAGAAAAAUCGACCGUGAUCCGAAAAAAUAAAUGCCGCAAUAUCGCAGGACGGGAAAACGUCGCUGAUGUGAACACUUGUAUUGACAGGAUACAAGUUCGAAAAAAAAUAUUGACGUCCGAAAUAACUGCAUGAAAAAACGGUCCCAGUGCGUAAGGACCUUUAAUCUGACGUAAACAGUUAAAUCUAAUCCUGUAUCUUUGACAUUUUAACAUGGGGCUCUAUUGGGACUGGUCACAGGCACAGCCUCUAGUGGACUCACUGAGAACAGUAUAGAUAGAAGUUAAGCUCCAUUUUGUUUUCAAAAACCAAAAUUAUGUCAGCAAUGUUUCAGACGAGACAAAGAAAACAUUAUGCCAGUUGAAUCAAGAUUAAAGUGUAAAUUAUUGAUAAGAAUUAUGAAUCUCAGAUGACCCAGUAUAGACCCCUGUGGAACACCGUUUUACAUAUUUUAAAGCUGAAAGACAAACCACUAAUGUAGAGACUUUCAGCUAUUUUAGAGCCCUGAUGAUAAAAGUUUAAGAUGAACUUCAGUUUUUAAGAUUUCUGCCUUAACAUGUAUUUUUCAGCUCAUGAGUUUUUAUAUUUUUUUAAAUUCAACCAAAAUAUCCCUAAGUUGGACACUUGCUGUGUCUGUACAGAGUUUAUUAGUGUAUAUGGAUCCACUCUUUUCAAUGUUUGAUAACAGAGGAUGAAAUGAACAUCUUGUAAAUGAUCAUAUCAGAAACACCCCACCUCAGAUAACCCCUCUUGUUCCUCUGUUAGUGCUUCCUGUGGUCAUUUUAGACCUCUAUGAGGUGGUUUUCACUGUGUGUCCUCUGCGGUGUGGAAACAGAAAAUCCCCUUAAUUGCUUUACCUUCAGGACGAACGGUUUGUCUCUUUGCCCCUAGCAGAGAGGACAGUACAGAGGCUUCAAUAGCCCGCUGUGAGCGACACAAAUGUCUCUGAGAGGGGGGGGCAGUGUGAUGGUCUGCAUGGACGCCCUGUUGGUUAAGUGAGUCACAUUAGCGUGUUGAAUUGAUACAGCACUGCUCGGCCCCUGCAGCUACAGCCUGACCACACGGCAAAUUAAAGCCGUCAUAAAGAUUUCACAGAGAUGCUGUGAGGAUGUUCAGAGACGUCUGAGGCCUCCGAGUGUCCUUCAGAGGCAGAGAGGAGUUUAUUUUCUGUUGUUCAGCACUAACAGGGACGUUUUCACUCUGUGGAGCAAAGUUUGUCAAACAGACGGAGGAGACAAAACUGACCUGAACUUGAGGACAGGCGGAAAAUAAUGACUGAAAACAGAAACUGGAGUGAAACAUUUGAUAAUACUUUGACGUCACCAUUUUAAGGUUACUUGAACGGACACUACAUUUGGACCAGAACAAAAAUUAAAUGAUACUUUAAAGGGAUAUUCUGGCGUAAAAUUAAGUUAGGGUCAAACGCACCGUAGCACUGAGUUAGACACCCCCUUGAGAGAUGAAUGUUGCCGACUGCUUGCUUCUCGAUUAUACCAACUUUAGUAACGACCUCAUAGCAAUACACAGUGGUCUACAUCUCCAUGCGCAUGCCUCCACACACCAUUAAUUAUUCCACACUGCAGACGUGGUGGUUCUUCUGCCUCAGUGUCUCGGUCUGAUUGCAUUUCCGUGAAGUUAUAAUUAUAAAUGUUCUUCCUUGAGCUGCGAAACUCCACCGCACUUGGUGAUCGACUCGUCAGGGCUCCCCCACAAACAAGCGGCUGCUGGAGGAGAGUGGGUGAGUUGUGUUUGGUCUCUUUGCUAAAGAAAUCAGGCGAAAUAAGUGAAAAAGAUGUUUGGUGGCUGCUAUGGUUAGGACCCUAUAUAUACUGUUGAUGAAGUUAGGUGCUGUUUUGCGCUUUAUUUGUGGCUAUAGAGUGGCUUUUUGGUUCAGGUGUGCAUGUGGAGACGUAAACCACUGUGUAUUGCUAUCGCCCGGUCGUUGCUAAGGUUGGUAUAACUAGAGAAACAAACGGUCGGCAACAUUCAUCUCUCGAGGGGGUGUCUAACUCGGUGUUACGUGUAAUUGACCAGAAUAUCCCUUUAAAAUAGAAACUUGGGUGCCACUUUCAACAACUUUUAAUGCAAAGUGAAUCUUAUUAAGUCUAUAUUUAACAUAUAUGGUAAAGGAUUCUUUUAAAUAGUCUCUAAACAUAAUUUUACAUAAAAUUUACUAAAGAAUUGUUAGAGGGUACCUUCAAACAGACAGGAAUUAGUUGCUGAAACCAGCAUGAAACCAAUUUUAUAAAAAGAUAGAAGUCACGUUUUACAAUCUUCAAGGGGUACCUCAAAACAGCAACUGGAGAGUACCUAAAAACAGAAACUAAGUGGCAACACAAACACGUACCUUAAAACAGUUAAGUGGACCAUUGAAAAUAGCUGCCAUAUGGUUCAUUAGAACAGAUACCCAACUGUGUCUAAAGGCCUCUAAGUAAUUAGGAUAUAGAGAGGAAACCUUUUAAUGAACUCUGAAUCAUAGCUCAAGUCAAAGCAUACCUAAAAGUAACUCAAAGAUAUUUUAAGGUGGAGUCCAAUGGAUACCUUUGAGCAUCAAAAAAGAUAUCUAAACAUGAACCAAAAGGGCACUUUUACUUACUCUCACUUUAAUUUUACACAACAGUAGACUGACUGUUUUUCAGUUCUGAUUAGACACUAGUGUUGAGAUGUCUGUCUGUCAUGAUAGCAUGUACUGAGUCAGAGUACCAGAUAAGCACAUUAAACUAUAAUCCAUGAACGUUAAGGUAACAACUGAGACCAAAUGGCGCUGUGACAGCAACGUGACUGAGUUUGAGACAGUGAGAAUACAUAUGAUAUGUUGUAUCUGAACAGGUUAGCUUAUGAGCUAAAGUUACUUAGCACAAAUGAAAGUUAGAGACGUUUAGCAAACUGUUAAAGCACACAAAACAUCGUCAUAUGAGAAGGAUACGGAUGCGAAAAAAAAAUAUUGACGUCUGAAAUAAUCACAUGUAAAAAACGGUCCCGGUGUGAAAGGACCUUCAGGCUGGGGGUACAAUUGCUGAGAAUGGUCCUGUGCAGCUGAAUGAGAUGCUAAAGGACUGUGAAAAGCUGCCUGUGUUUGACAGCUAGGAUUAGAUCAUGUACUGUAGGUGUCUAUGUAGAUUUUUGAGUGUUGAUCUCCGUGUCCACCUGAUCAUACAUGUUAUUUUUCGCCCAUCACGCCUGUUUCCUCUUAGACUGAUAAGUUUCACAGUUUUGUGUGUCUUUUGUCAUUUGCUGUCUCUUUCCUCUAAUCCCUGCUGAGAUUUAACUUCGUGGUUUCUGCUGUCACAUCAGGCAGAUUGUGAUCUGAUUUCUUGUAAUCUAUUUGAAAUGUCACAUUUCCAUCCCGCCUCGUAACCUGUAAAAAAAAAAAAAAAAAAAAAAGAGGUGUGAAUGUAAAAGAGAAACUUGCAGAAAGGUGCAGGUUAAUAAGCUUUCUAUUUGUACCCUCAGAGCUGAAAAGGUCAGUAAUUAUCUUGUUGAACUGAGCAAACUCUCCUGAAAUGUCUUAAUUUUAUGAUUCACAGGUAAAAUGUCAACCUCUCAUACAAACUAUUUCCUAUAACAUUAUUAUGAGUUCAUUAUUGGAAUGUUUCACUUUUUCUUUCCUGAUUUAACACAGAAACUUUCUGCUGUCUCUCCUCCAUCCUCCAUCUCAUCACCUCUCUUCAGCCUGUCGAUAUGUCACACCUCAGUCCGUCAGGGUCCAAUUUCUGCUCGUCUGAAAAUAUCAUUUCAUGGGGACAAAAUGGAGUUUGUGUAUGAGAAAAGCGCAUUGCCGCGGGCUGUGUUUCUGUCAGCGUCACAUGUCUGAGGCCGUCGUUUUUUCCUCUCCUCGCUGUCUGCUUCUCCUCGGCAUCGAUCCGUCUACAUUAGACCUCUGAGAGAGUCCUCUGACAGAUGUUUGCAGCUGUUUUUCCUCCUCAGUUCCGAUUGUGACUCGCCUCGAGCUGCAGAAAUCCAUUUAUCCCUGUCUGCUCAAUCACCUCUGAUGUCCAGACUCUGUUCUUGUUGACGGGGUUUCCUGAUGAAGGCUAACACCCCCUCAGGUCCUGUUCCUCACAUGUCUACAACCAUAGAGAGAGUAUUAAUUUAUGUUCUACCUCCUCAGGAGGCAGAGGGUUCAUCAGAUACAUUGAUUUUCCAUCCUUUAGCCUAUUAAUGAAGAAUGAUUUUCUCAGCUGCCCAUCAAUUUUCAGAUUGAUUUUGUUUCCAGGUGGCUCUUAGUUUCCAACAAAAUCAGCAAAAACAAAGAGCUCACAGUGAAUAAUUCAUGAUAUCAGUAAGUGGUAGACAAACAACUCCUCUUUCUUACAAUGCAAAUUACCGUUUUUUUGUUUUUUUUAACAACCACAGAAUUUCACUUUUGUGUUUAUCCAAAGUUUUUUUCCCCAUAGCUAUCAAAAAAAGAUGAUUAAUUUUUGUCCACAAGCAGUGCUGUCACUAAAAUCCACCAAAUCCCAUUAAUAAAAACAGUAAUUUAAUUGCACAGAGCACAGGAGUUUCUCAUUAAUCUCUAUCACCAUCAGUUUGUUUGUUCAUGCUGUUUUGCUACCCAUGAGUUUUUAAUGGACUACUUAGGAUCAAAUGCAAAACUUAAAAGUGAAUUACACCAGCUGAUGGAGGCCGAGGUGGUCCAGCAACUCCAGCUUUCAGUGAGGGAUGAUUUUUGUUUUUGUCAAUGAAGUCUGGUGGUUUAGUAAAGAAGAAAGAAGAGGGUUUUUGCUGCUGCCCUUCCUUCUCAACCCCUCUUUCUAUUUAUACUGUGUCUGGUUUUACUGGUGUCCUUUGGAUUGUCACUGAUAUUGCGGUGUUCUAUACCUCCAGAUCUUUGCUGCUGCUCUACCUGUCUUUGCUUUUAAUGUACCCUUAUAAAACUGAGGGGAGGUGUGCUCUCCCCUCCUCAGGCUUUGAUACUCAACAAGCACAGACAGAGGAGCAGGGAGCAGUCAAAAAACAGGUCUGGUCUUUUCUGCUGCUCUCCCUGUCUUUGCUUUUUAUAUAUGUACAUUUAAAGGAGAGGAUGUGCUCUCCCUGCCUGGAGCAUUGGCAUUUCUUCAAAUGUGCAAGCUCUCAGAAUAGAGCCUUACUACAAAAUGUCACUUAAUGCAUGAACAUAAUAAAAUCUCCCUAAUGAGAAAGGUCCUGACUGAAACACAGAUUUAACUUUGGAGAUGGUGGGAGUUGCUUAUCUACUCCUUUCUCAAUCAGUUUUAAGUAUGAUUGUGGGACUUAAGCAUUUUCAAGUGAUCUCCAAGAACGAUUAACAGUUGUUUUUAUUUUGCUCUGUGACAUCUUUCUUGUUUUUUGUGUUUUAAAUGGAGACAAAAUUAACCUCAUGGACGCACUGCUGUCUGCAGGAUCUGUUUGAUAAUUUUUUUAUUAUUAAUUCUCUGUUUCCUAGAAACAUAAUAUAGAGUAUCACAUAUUCAGCAGUAAUACAGAGCGCCAUCAACAAACUGAGAGAAAAUAAGGUUUUGUGGAUAAAGAGGCGGCAGGAAUAGAAAGUGUCAGGUACGUUUAGGAAACCGUGUCCACCCGCCUGUGUCGUAUGCAGUCUAUCUUACAGAGGGGACAAAAUGAAUAAAUCUAUUUACUCACUCUCUCUCUCUGCAGAUCAUGGAUCACAGCACACUAACCACAGCAGCCUAGUCUGAAGUAACCACAUUUGCACAGCGAGGGUCCACCAUGCGUGCAGUUUAGCUGAUUUAGGAGCAGACAGAAGAAAAAAAAAAUAGAGGAUAUAAAAUCUUUUUAAGUUUUCAACACUUUAGGUUGUCCUAUCAAGAAAAAGAGAAAAGCCCUAAAACAUAAUUUAAUAAAUAUAAAUUAGUGUAUGCACACAAACAAAAUCAAAGGAACAUUUUUUAUAAAAAUGGAGAUUUGGAGAACCAAACUUUUUGUGUAACAGUGAUUUUUGUGGUUAAAGGAAAACAACAUUCCUAUCAUAAAACAAAACCUUACAAUGAAAAAGAGAGUUUUUGAUUCGCAAACACUUUUUUGUAUAUUUUCUACCUGCAGUUGUUUCUCUGUGAUGCUGUCGUUGAUUUGAGAGGAAAUGUUAGUUUGCAAAAACAAGAAAUUGUGUUUUCCAAAUACUUUACUACACCAGUCCCCUAUUUUUUCGUCUCUAAAUUUGUAUUUGACAACAAAAUCUUGUAUCUACAAACAAAAAAAAAACGUUGCAAGUUUUUUGAUUGGCCUCAAUUGAGAUUUAAAAGCAAAAAUGUUUUAAUUUGCAAACACACAUUUACAUUCUUAAAAAGUUGUUGAUUUGUUGAUAAAAGGUGACAACAUAACAGAUAAAAACUCUUCCUUGCUACUUUUUAUUACAGGUGUUUAAAAUCAAAUGUUGCUAAUUCCAGUGUUUGACCCGCAGACUAAACUUGAUAGCUUGACGUUUGAUAACAAAGUUGUACACUUACAAAGUUUUUACCUGCCAAAAAAAGAAUAAAAACAACUACUACUAUCAAGAACAAAAGUGUUUUAUUUGAAAUUUUAAAAAAAAAGUUAUCUGAUUUAUCGGCUUAAGAUCAUAUCAUUGUUUUAACAGCAGUUUAAAGUUUUUCAUGUUGUGUUGUUUCACUUGUAAAAUCAGUUCAUUGUACAUCUGUGAAGUUUUCUUUUUUAACUUCCUCAGUUUGGACAUAGAAACUCUAACAUCUCUCACUUUUUAUGUGUGAUUCAGACCGUAAAUAAUGAGAAAACAAGCUUUCUACAAUUUUCCAACCUCCCCAGAAGUUUCUGUUUCUGUCACAAACCGUCCCGAUAACUACAUUUGUUGACAUUUGACUUCCUCUGAGUUAAUUUUCUUCUCCUAUUAUCUCAGGAAAAAGAAACCUAAGCCCUGUUCUCCUCCAGUCGGCUCACACAAUGGAGCCUCAGACGUCUGAUAACUUUGUCAUUUCUAAUGUUUGCAGUCACACAGCUGAGUGGCAGCGGCGUGGGGGGCGGUAUCUGCACACAGAGCGGCGAUUAAAGCCCCGAGUACCGAGUCUUUCCUGUCAAUCCCAUUGGCUCCUGGUUUGACUGUGUUCUCCCUCCAGAGAAAAGCUGAUUAGACUUUUCUUUGGGUCUAAUUGAGGUUUGCUCUCAUUUGUAGCUGAGAGCAGCAAACAGAGUGAACAAACAGCUUCUUAACAUGGAUUUAAACACAAAACAUCACAGAGUUGCACGAGAAAAGACUCAAAUAGAGAGAGAAAUAAUGCAGACAGAAAUAAUACUCCGAUUUAGAAAAGUUUCUGGGGAGAAAGUUAGCUCACAAUUAAUUUGAUGCUGAAUGAACUUCUGUUGUAAAGUUACACAUUUUUGGAAAAUUUGUUCAUACCUUGUUAUUCAUUUGGCAUACUUGUAAAUAUACUUUUGAAAUUAAUUAAUAAGUUUGUUAUUUUUAGAGUGUUUUUUUAAAUUAUUAUUAUUAUUCAUAUCAGGCGACAAAUUCUAGUAUACCUCAGUCCUGUCUCGUUUUUUCAGCUUCGUCAUCCGAGUACUUUUGCCUACUCAAUUUUCACAUACUAUCCAUACUUUUUUCCAUUUUGCGUUGAGUAUACUCAAAAUUUUAAGUGUUUAGUACUGGAAGUAUGCGAUUUGGGACACACCAUGAGUCUUAUUUUUCACAUUCUUAAGGGUCUAAAUGAUGAAUAUGAUCAAGUAAUUGUGGAAGCGUGGCAGUAGAUUUUCACGUUUCUGUGUUUAUGGCUCAAAUUGCAUUGUAAGUUCACUGAGUCAAAGUGUCGCUGUCUGUGGUGCUUAAACUGAAAUUUCAUAUUUUUUUAAACAUGUUUGAACCAUCUCAGAAUAAAACCUGAAACAGCUUCAGACUUCGUUAUUUUUGCAACAGAACACUAAGCCCUCUGUUCUGACACAUCUUUAUAACGCGUGUUUGUUGAUAAUUUAAGUUUUUUAUUCAUGAUGUGGUAAAGUUUCUCUGAGCUUAGAUUGUAAUGGCUUUCCCCUUUCCUCGGUGCUUAGUCACACAGUGUAGCAGUGAGGUCAGUUUUUUUUCUCUGAGAUGUAAAAAAGCAUAAAGAAAAGCAAGUUUAUUAAUCAGGUCACAGUGAUGAGGACUGAGAUGUCAUUUCAACAGCGAUGACAGUCAUCGUCUCAUAAUUUCUGCGUCCUCAGUUUAGUUGUUUGUGUCAAGUAAUGGCGUGCAGAGCAACAGCUUCCUGAUUAGAGCUGAAAAAUAACAGUACCUCCAUAUCUGUUAUCAGUCAGACGGAUGAGAAGGUGAAUGAGACAGAGAAAGGAGUAAAAGAGGAGUUCAGGCAGUGAGGAUGAGCCUGUUAAAAGGGGGGAAAUGUUGGCAUGGCUUCUCUAAAUCAGUAUUGUAGUCAGAUUUAGAAUCAGGAUUAUUGCUGAGUGGAUUUACAUGCACGGUUAGAUCCACUUUAUUCAAAGAGAAUGAUUUAUGUCAUGCAGUAAGUUAGAAAUGGCAGUUUGACUCUGCCCUGAGUGCUCCCUGCCCUUUCACGUGCAAAUGUUGAACGGCAAAGCUCGUGGCAGGGGGAGCACACCUCCUCUCUGUUUUAUGUGCGUACAUUAAAAAAAAUCUAAGCAGGAAGAGCAUCAGCAAAGACCCCCAUGGUAUGAAACAGCAUUGGAGACAAUUCACAUGGCCUUGGUAAAAUCAUUAAGAAGGAGCUGGGUGAGGCAGGGAGAGCAGCAGCAAAGCAGUUUGCAAAGGAAGCAGGAAUCUUAUCUACUGAUGUAGGCUGUUCAAAUUGUUCUUAUUAUAAACUAAUAUCUGCUGGGUCUUUGCGUUAUCUUCAUUUUCUUUCUUUUGCACUUUCAAAAAUCGUCACUUUCUGACCAUAUUGUGUCUCCUGUGUGUUUCCUCCAGGUCGAGUUGGAGCUCGAGUUCUUCGAAACCAGCAGAGGCUGCUCUCAAGGGAGGGGGACGAAGUAGACGCCAUGAGUAAGUCUGUUUUUUCUAAAUUCGCUUCAGUCAAUAACAGAAUCAGAUUUUAGUGUAUUUUAGCAUAUUUAAAGGUACAGAGAGGUAGGACUGGGCGAUUAUAAGAUCGGGAUUAAUGAUCGUGAUAAAUUUCAGUUCGAUCACGGUGAUCAGCUAUGAAAAUAUUUACUCGAUCUAACAUGGCGAAAAUGUGCGUCACAACAGCCAAUCAGAGUCUAGCUUUUACUGCUCACUUCUGUAAGUUGCUGUACAAGUAAACAGAGUAACUGAAUGAAGAGCUGAGUGCAGUAAAAUAGCUGUCAUCCUCCAAAGAUGUUAUCCUCCAAAGAUGUUACUGUAGUAUUUAUCUAUUUAUUUUUUAGUUUAAGUACAGAUGCUUUAAAACUGGCAGUUACAAUAAAAUUGUGAUAAUGAUCGAGAUUGGACAAUAUGACAAAGUAUAUCGUGAUCAUGUUUUUGGCCGAAUCGCCAGAGAGGUAUACUGAGCUGAAAACUUUGUGCUGUUUGUUGUCUGUUCGUCUCCUUUAAAACGCCCCGUCCAAUCCUCUCUGCCAGCUCAGGAGUUGAAUCAGGGUUAAACCUCGAGGUCAGGGUGUAUCUCCUGGUAUUUCAGUCUAUUUCGAUGGCUUGCCCCCUUUUCUCUGGACAAAAAGCUUCUUAAAGCCCCUCGAGCCCCUUCUGAUUUGGAACCUUGAUCUAUUUCAGCCCUAAAAUCACCCAACCCAAAAUAACCUUGAAUCAGACUGUUUGGGGGUAAAAAUUGGAUAAAGCAUGGAUUUCAGUGAAGGGAAAUAAGCAGGGUGAAGAAAGUCGAGUAACUGACUGGUUUCCAGGCCUGAUUUUGUUCUUAAAUCUGAUCAAAAGUCAUAUAUUUGUAAAAAUGUAUGAUUAAAACAAUCUAAAAAUGAAGGUGUUGUGUUUGCAAUGCCUUGAGUCUCAGUAGUAUUGUUCUGUCAGUACAUUCUAUACAGUCAGGACAUUGUUAUGAUUCAGCUUUAUUUGUUAUCCGUAGCUCCACAGCUGUAGGUUGAAUUUCUGGUCUCUACCCAUCCGUAAAGAAAUGUACUUCCUUGUGUUGGAUGUUUGCUCUUGUUGGCCACUGUAGAAUUCCUCUCCCUGUUUUCUUUUCUGGAAAGCAAACUGAAAUCAUUGGGGAGAGUAUGUGGAUUAGAGAGCCGACAUGUAGCAUUCAAGGUUAUUUGAGGGUGUUUUCCUAAAAUCCCAGAGUAUCAGACUAACCUGACAGAUGGAGAAGAAACAUUCAGACCCGCAGAUAUUUGACCUUGCAGUUCCUGCCUCCUGUACCCUGUCAGAGUUAGUGUCUUUGCUUCAUGUGAAUAUUUCAGCUCGCUCAGUAACAAUACGAGGAUGUUUCCUCCUCCCGGCAGACCUUUAAUCAGCCCCUCUCUUGUUGCUCAGGGUUUUUCAGCCAUUGUGUUCUUCCUAUUUGAAUCCCGUCCUCCUUUAGCUCACUUGUUUUUCCUCUACAGUCGUCAGCCUGGCUCUGUCCAUCACUGUGGUUACUCUGUGGUUAGGGGAGUGACUCAUGUAGAGUCUUUUUCAGAACGGAUGACGCCGACAUUUUAAUGCACCUUACCAAAACUGAACCCACUGCAGCGCCAGUUUAUUGGUAAAACGUCUUUAGGUUGUUUUCAGACUGAAUGGAUGAGUCCCACGCUGUGAUUUGUUGAAGUGUCUCUGCUGUUUUUCUUCAGGCCUUAUUCUCUCCUCUCCUCACAAACUCAAUAAAGUAUAGUAUCUAUCUAUCUAAACCUGCAUUUAUCGGAUGUUUUCUAUCCUGAGCACCCAAAGGAGUAACCUAUCGAGCUUUUGCUGGAGGAUGUUAUAAAUGGAAAUUUACUCUAACUUCCAUCGGCUUUGUUAACAGGGUCAGGCGAUAUGUGUUUCAGCAGCAAGUAAACACUAGAAACUAAAGGAUAGAGAGAUUUAUGAACAUAGUUUCUGCUGUUAAGUUUUGCAGCAGCAUAUCACUGGAAUUAAAGAAUCGGUUUUACUUUAAUCAAAAAUGUUUAAAAUGUUGUCAACAUUUCCACCAUGCAUAGUAGACCAGUAACCUUGUACUUUGAUGCUCAAUGAGUCCAGGAUGGAGAAACACACAUCACUUGUUCAGUUACAAAGAGAGAUAAAUGAAUCUCUAAAUUUUACAUUUACAAGAUCCUGCAACGAAGGCAUUGUGAGUUACUCUUUCUGGGCACCGCAGGUUCCUGCAGCACAGAUGUUAAGGAAAACCGCAACUUGGACAACCUCUUCUCCAAAGAAGGGGUUGCAGCCGAGGUUGCUCAGCUUCCUAAUUGGAGUGCUGGGGGUGGGAGGAAACGCCCCCUGGAGGAGGGCAAUAAUGGGCACACGCACUCCAAGUACAAACCCAAGAAGCGAAAGAAAGUGGCAGGGCCCGUCCUGCCCAAGAACGCCCUCAUGCAGCUGAACGAGAUUAAACCGGGGCUGCAGUACAAGCUGCUGUCUCAGACUGGGCCAGUCCAUGCACCCGUCUUUGUCAUGACCGUGGAGGUCAACGGGCAGCUCUUUGAAGGAUCUGGUCCCACCAAGAAGAAGGCUAAAUUGAACGCAGCUGAAAAGGCACUGCGAUCAUUCGUCCAGUUCCCAAACGCCUCAGAGGCCCACAUGGCGAUGGGUCGGACUCUGUCAGUCCACACAGACUUCACCUCAGACCAGGCUGACUUCCCAGACAUGCUCUUUAAUGCUUUUGAAACGUCGCCCUCUGUAGACGACCCUUUUUACCUCGCCUCCAACGGUAACGGCUCCUUCUGCUCUCUGGGGAUUGAGUACCCGCUGCUUCCCUCCCCUAUCCCAAACCUGAUCCAGCCCCCCUUACCUCCACCUCCCUCCACCUUUAUGCCCCCGACAAGUGGCAAGAACCCUGUCAUGAUCCUCAACGAGCUUCGGCCGGGCCUAAAAUAUGACUUUGUGUCUGAGAGUGGGGAGAGCCAUGCCAAGAACUUUGUCAUGUCGGUGAGGGUUGAUGCUCAGAACUUCCAGGGAUCAGGACGGAACAAGAAGCUGGCCAAGGCCCGAGCUGCCCAGGCUGCCCUGUCCGCUCUGUUCAAUAUGCAGCUGGAUCAGGCCCCGUCACGGCAACCCAUACCCCGAGAGGGACUGCAGCUUCACCUGCCACAGGUAAGAGCACAGGAGGCAAAUUACGAGUAAAAGAGUCCACCUGUCCACCAUCUGUCUGUCAUUUUCCUCCCAUCUUGAUUAAAGACAUGAUGGUUGGAAGAGAGACACCACUCUGCUUUGCAACCUGUGGAGUUUUUUAUUUUUAUUUUUUUAAAUCAAAAAAUAACAAAGGUGAUAUUCUCCCUCAUUAUUUGAUCAGAGACAGUCCUUUUUGGCAAGUAAAUAAUGAUGCAAAAGUCUAAACAUUAAGGGUUUUUCUUGUAGCUUUAACAAAUGCUAGACGGUGUUCCACAGGGGUCGAUACUGGGUCCUAUGAUAUUCAUUAUUCUUGUCAAUGACUUAUGUAAUCUUGUUGCAAAUUACAUUUUUAUGAAUACUUUUGCUUUGCAGAAUCUUUCUUGAUUCAUUUUUGUUUCUGAAAUUAAGUGAUAGCUAAGGUGCCAAAAGCUGCAGUUCCUCCAGAGUCCAGCAGAGGCAAUCUCCUGCAAUGAGUCAGUUCCUAUCAAGAGUCAUGUAAAAUUGUUACUGCAUAAAUAAACAUGUUCACAGUCUGGUACACAAACAGUUUGGAUCUCCUGUAAAGUUGGACAUUUUAAUAUGCGGCUCUAUAGGAACUAACUCACUAUAGGACACAGCCUCUAGUGGACACAGGAGGAACUGCAGCCUGUAGCGCUUCAGCUUCAAUUUUAGCCCUGUAAGUUUCCACUUGACUCAGGUGAAGUCACCUUGGCUGUUACAAAAUGCCUUAGUAGACCUAAAGCGUGUACAAACAUCACCCGUUAUGACCCACCUGUCAGAGUCUGACUAAAGAUGGAGAAGCUUCAGGAGAGUGUGACACACUGAGAAUCUAUUUACACGUAAACUAAUCCCUGCCUGUAAUCCCUGCACACUGAUAACAAAGACGCUAUCUUAAUUAGCAUCUCCCUCUGAGUGCUAUUCAAACUCUGCCGUUCAUUAUAGCAGCCUCUGCGGUCCCUCACAGAGCAGGCAGCCAAGCAGGGAUCUGACUGUUUUAAGCUGCUCACAUAUCUGCCUGUCAUUCACACCAGAGCUGCGUUUUUAAUUGAAAUAUUCAGAUAUAGUUUCAGAGCAGAUAAGAGGAGCUUUCACCUGCUUUAUAUUAGACUGAGGUGUCAAUGUUAUCCUUUCUUCAACAUUUUUACUGUAUAAUAACAAGGACUGAGAAAUACAGUUAGGUGUAUACCUAGGCUUAAACACAACCUUACAUACAAGCCCAAUUUAAGGUGUCCUGUGUGAAAUGUCGAUAAAUGAUGAAUAAAGAAUUUUGAUCAUUUUCAAAUCAGAUAAUCCCUACAAUUGAUUGAAAAUUGUGCAAAGACAACAUAUUGGAUGUUUGAAAAAUAUAUGUAGGCUAUAUUCAAUAUUUAAUGCAGUAACACGUUUGUAAAAAGUGGCUCCUGGUUCCCUUUUUCUCUAUCACUCUAUAAACAUUUCUGGAGUUUAAAAGUGAAAUGUCCCAUUUUUGCCCAAUAGAGGAUUUCAGCUGCUCAACAGUUCAGGGUCUCCUUUGUUCCAUUUUUGGUGUCAUGGUGCUUUAAAGGUUUUCAAUCGGUGACAAGUCAGGAUUACAGGCAGAUCAGUUUAUCAGCAGGACUCUUCUACUACAGAGCCAUGCUGUUGUAAUCCCUGCAGAGUGUGGUUUGUCAUAGGGUUGGGUGAUAUGGACCAAAAGUCAUAUCCCAAUAUAUUUAGGCUGUAUAUUGAUAUAUGAUAAAUAUCCUGAUAUGGUUUUUGCAAAGUGAGAGCAAAUGUUUAGUCACAGUCAAAGCCAACUAUGACACGUCACAAGUAGUUACAUUUCCCCCUCUCUUUUUUUACUUUGAUAAACAGUUAGUGCUGUCUUCAAGGUAGACAUUAGAGGACAGACAAGUGUGUCCUUCUUUGUUUAAAGAUUAUGUGUGAAAAACACCAGCCUGUCAACUACAGCAUCUGAUAUUUGUAUAUCGUUAUAUGCGAUUUGGUCCAAUUCCAUAUCUCAUUUAAAAAUAUAUUGAUAUAUUUCUUAUACCGAUAUUUUUUGUCUGCGUUCAACAUGUUGGUGACAUCAAAUUUGAACCGGCUGAGAUUUUUCACAAACAGUCAGACUAACUUCUGAUUUUUUUUCUUUGUACUAUUUUAAAUAGGCUGGAAAUAAUUUUAAAGACAUCAUAAAGAGUCCUGAUUUUGGUGGAGUGAAAGGCUUUACAAAAUAAUAUAGUUAAAGCUAAAUUAAUCAAAUAAUCCUGCUGAAUUAAAACAAAUUUUCUCUUGUCUCCCCCUCAGGUCCUGGCAGACGCUGUUUCCCGUCUGGUCGUGGAUAAAUUCAGUGAACUGACAGAGAACUUUGCAUCCCCGCACGCUCGACGGAAAGUUCUGGCAGGCAUUGUCAUGACAACAGGUAAACCCCAAACUAAGGCCAAGGUGUUUUGAGGCUGCAUGUGGAGUAAAAAUGGGAUUGAAUGCUGGAAGCUGCAGAAUCAAGUGAUGAAGGGAUUUUUAUUGAGUCUGGAUCCUGCUGCAGAUUUUCAGUCCCGGGCUGUGAUUGUGGAGCUUUUGUGCUUUUAUGAAAUAUAUCAGAUCUAACCUGACUCUGACCCUGAACCACAAUUUUCACACACAAAGGGAGAUUACAAACAAAUCUCAAGGUUGAAAUAUUGCUGUUUAAGGUCGCUGGUUUACUUAAAAAGAAGAUGUAAAUAAAUCGCCAGAUCAAUCUGCCUCAGCUGCAAAUAUGUGAAAACUUGUAUGAGUCAUACUUUAGUCGUAGUCGUACUUUGUAUGAGUCAUGUAACGUCACUGUUAGACUGUUAUCUCUGUCCUCUGGGUUCAGGUACAGAUGUGAAGGAGGCGGAGGUGAUCUGCGUCUCCACAGGGACAAAGUGUAUAAAUGGUGAAUAUAUGAGUGACAGAGGUUUGGCCCUAAACGACUGUCAUGCUGAGAUCGUGGCUCGCCGCUCACUCAUCAGGUUCCUGUAUUCACAGCUGGAGCAUUUCCUCAGGUGAGAGCUGACAGGCUCACUCUGUCAUCUUUUAGUACAGUGGUUCUCAAGUCCAGUCCUCAAGGCCCACUGUCCUGCAUGUAUUGGAUGUUUCCCUGCUCCAACACACCUGAUUCAAAUGAUCAGCUCGUUAUCAAGCUCUGUAAUGGCUUAAUAACGAGCUCAUCAUUUGAAUCAGGUGUGUUGGAGCAGGGAAACAUCCAAUACAUGCAGGACAGUGGGCCUUGAGGACUGGACUUGAGAACCAAUGUUUUAGUAUGAAUACUGUGGUCUUUAUAAGUUCAGUGAAGUUCCUGUCAAGUCAGCGAGGAGAGCAGGCCCAUGAAACAGUAAAAUAAUCUAGAUAUUUUAAAUUUAUGUUGGUGUUUCGUUCUGCAGCUGAAUAAAACAGAACGUUUUUCCAAAUCUACAUGGAAAAAUUCUGAGAGAAAACUUAUCAGUCCAAUGAAAGAUUUUAUAAUGCAAGUGAAAAUAAAUAUUUAUAAACAAAAAUUGUCCGCAACCUAAAAUGUUAUCCCAAAACUUAGUUUUAGAAAAAAAAAAAAAAAAAAAAUCGUUUUUUUUUUCAUCUAAAACUUGAAUCAAAAGUUUUGUUUCCUAAUCCAAAAUUUUAGGUGUAAAUCAGUUUUGUCAUUUCAUAUCAAAACCUUUCUUAAUUUAAUUAAAAAAUAUAUCUAAGUUUAUUAUCAAAUGAUUUGUUUCGCAAAGACAUGUUUAGUUUAAAAAAUUCAGUGAACAAAUCAAAGUAAAAAAUAAGUAUUUGGUCAGCUAUUUCCCAAAAGUUUGACUGUUAAAUACAAACAUACAUUUAAGUUUUUCUCUUUUGAAUCCUUUUAUUUUGUUUAAGUAAUGUUGACAAAAGUGACUCCAUCAUUUUUCAGAAUUUUGAUAAAUAACUUUAAACUGAGGCUUAUUUUUUUACACAGUGCAGGAUUUCUCCCACACAGGUGAUAAAUCAACACAGACAUCUUAAGUCUCCCUUUUAGCCAAUCAGAGAGUUUGUGUGCUUGUAUUAUUAAAAUUUAGUAUUUACUUUGUGUACCUGUAUCAGUAAUAUUUUGUAUUUUCUGUCUCCAGUAAUCAGGAGGAGGAGCACCAGCGGUCCAUCUUUGUCCGCUGUGAUAACAGACAGGGAUUCAGACUAAAGGAGAACGUCCAGUUCCACCUUUACAUCAGCACCUCGCCCUGCGGAGACGCCCGGAUCUUCUCCCCUCAUGAAGCCGGGGUGGAAGGUGAGUUCAGGAGAAAUUCAGAUGUUUACCUGCAUAGAAAGGUGUGGCUGACGUUUGUGUCCUUUUUAUUGAUCCUCUCAGAUCAGGGGGAUCGACACCCGAACAGGAAAGCUCGCGGUCAGCUCCGCACUAAGAUCGAGUCUGGUGAAGGAACCAUCCCAGUCCGGUCCAAUAACACCAUCCAGACCUGGGACGGAGUUCUGCAGGGGGAGAGGCUGCUCACUAUGUCCUGCAGCGACAAAAUUGCUAGGUCAGUGUGAUACCCUGGGGGUCUUUGCUGGUGCUCUCCCUGCCUCAGCUUUUCAUAUUUAUGUAUGGAAAGGAAACAAAAGAGAGAUGUGCUCUGUCUGCAGCAGGCUUUGUUAUUCAACUUACCCAUGUGAAAGGACUUGAAGCUUUUAGAGCAGAGUCAUACUAUGAAAUAUCCUGGGGUCUUUGCUGGUGCUCUCCCCACCUCAGCUUUUUAUAUAUCCGUAUAAAAAGGAAACAAAAGGGAGAUGUGCUCUGUCCGCAUCAGGCUUUCUUAUUCAACUUACCCACGUAGAAGGACUAGAGCAGAGUCAUACCAUGAAAUAUCCUGGGGUCUUUGCUAGUGCUCUCCCUGCCUCAGCUUUUCAUAUUUAUGUAUGGAAAGGAAACAAAAGGAAGAUGAGCUCUGUCCGCAUCAGGCUUUCUUAUUUAACUUACCCAUGUGGAAGGACUGGAAGCUUUAAGGGCAGAGUCAUACCAUGAAAUAUCUUGGGGUCUUUGCUAGUGCUCUCCCUGCCUCAGCUUUUCAUAUUUAUGUAUGGAAAGGAAACAAAAGAGAGAUGUGCUCUGUCUGCAGCAGGCUUUGUCAUUCAACUUACCCAUGUGAAAGGACUUGAAGCUUUUAGAGCAGAGUCAUACUAUGAAAUAUCCUGGGGUCUUUGCUGGUGCUCUCCCCACCUCAGCUUUUUAUAUAUCUGUAUAAAAAGGAAACAAAACGGAGAUGUGCUCUGUCCGCAUCAGGCUUUCUUAUUCAACUUACCCACGUAGAAGGACUAGGGCAGAGUCAUACCAUGAAAUACCUUGGGGUCUUUGCUAGUGCUCUCCCUGCCUCAGCUUUUCAUAUUGAUGUAUGGAAAGGAAACAAAAGGAAGAUGAGCUCUGUCCGCAUCAGGCUUUCUUAUUCAACUUACCCAUGUGGAAGGACUGGAAGCUUUAAGGGCAGAGUCAUACCAUGAAAUAUCUUGGGGUCUUUGCUGGUGCUCUCCCUGCCUCAGCUUUUUACAUUAUUGUAUAAAAAGGAAACAAAACGGAGAUGUGCUCCGUCCGCAUCAGGCUAUCUUAUUCAACUUAUCCACGUAGAAGGACAAGAGCUUGGUGAAUUUGGUUGGUUAACAUUUGGUUAAUUUGCCAUGAGAGUUUAUUUUAUUUAUUUUGAAUCCAGCCGUUUGUUCAUAGCUGCAGAUUAAAACAUUUUAUAGCUACGACAUGCAGUGAAAGGGCAAAACUUUAUGUUUUUAACCUAAAUGUGUAGAUUUAAGCCUGGACUCUGAAUCUCUGCAGCUGCAGACCAAACUAUUAUUAUUAUUAUUAUUAUUUAUUAAUUUUUAUUUUUUUUUAUAUUAUUAUUGUUGUUAUUAUUAUUACUAUUAUUUGCUUUGAUUAUUGUUACUGUUGUUUUGAAUGUUCUCAUUUUGUUAGUUUGUUUGUUUGUUUUCAGUUUGCUUUCUUGUGUUGCACGCAGGUUCAAAAAAAUAUAUGUAGUUAAAUUAAUAUACAAAUAAAUUUAAACAGUUUUCUUAUUAUGAAACAUCACCAUCUUAUACAGUUUACAGUGGCUCAGGUGGUAAAUAAAUCAGUGUGAUGUAUAAUCCAGCUUUGACACGAACUGAAGUUUCCCUCUUCACUGUAUUAAACACCGCGCUGCAGACCCACUCCAGGCCUGAAGGGUUUUUUUGAGCCGAACAGCAGGAUGCCUGGUGAUUAUGUGCAUGUUUGAAGAGGCUGAUUUAUCUCUGCAAUCACUCAGUCAGGUGUCAUCGGGCCUGCAGCGCCCUGAUUAGGCUGCCUGAUGAAUCUACAGGAGGCUGCUAACAGCUCGGGACUCCUCUGAGCUCCAAUCAGAUCCAGAGGCUUAGUUUGAACAGUGAAGGUUUUUGCAGAUUUCAAUGUUUGUGAACCUCCUUCGACUCGGCUGUUUACUAAAAAAUGACCAGAGGACCCUUACGGAUGAAUCUGUGGUUCUGUCCCUGUUCAGGUGGAACGUGGUGGGCUUUCAGGGCUCUCUGAUGAGCUACUUCACUGAGCCCCUCUACUUCUCCAGCAUCAUCCUGGGCAGCCUGUACCAUGCAGACCACCUCUCACGAGCCAUGUACCAGAGGAUUGCUGAGAUCGAGGACCUGCCACCAUCCUUCAGCCUCAACAGACCACUGCUCAGCGGUGAGAAAAACGGACAUGAUGCUUAUUCUACACCAGUUUUACACACAGAGGGCCUGAUUUAUCCAACCCAGGAUGCAUCUUUAUUUCGCCUUCUACAAUAGUUCAUAUCUUAUGUACUGUGUCUGUAUUUUACAGGAAUCAGUAAUGCAGAGGCACGUCAGCCUGGGAAAGCUCCAAACUUCAGCGUGAACUGGACUGAAGGGGAUCAUGGUCUGGAGGUGAUCAAUGCCACCACGGGAAAAGACGAUCUGGGUCGACCGUCCAGACUCUGCAAACAUGCUCUGUAUAGCCGCUGGAUGCGCCUGCACUGCAAGGUAACAUGCUGAUUUGAUCUCAACUGUGGAGUGGAUUGAUGAUUUCAGAAGACUGAUCCAUAUUUAGAAAUUCAAAUCCCCAACUCGCCGUAAGAAAAAUCUUUUCAGAAAGGACACACAAGAAGAUUUGAGGUCCUUCUGACAGCCUAUUUUGGACUAAAAAGCCACUAAAAAAAACUUAAAAACCUCAAAGCAGAGCCAUACCAUCAAAAAUUACUUCAAAUUCAUGCAAAUAAUAAUUCUUGGAACUAAAGUGCCUCUUAUUGAACUUUUUGAUGCUCUUCGCUGUUUUGUUUGCUGUUCUCGUGAAAAAUUUCUGUCAAACUUAACAAAUAUCACUUAUCUAAUGACAAAUUAAUAGUAAAAUACUGUUUUUUUUCUCAAUAGAAACACCUUGUAUUAACAUAAAGCUGUUAUAUUAGAUUGAGUCACAACUUCUCAGUGGUCUGUAGAGUCUCUCUUAAAGCUCCUGUCAGGAUUUUAAGGUUUGAGACAGUUUUGGCGCCCACCUGUGGACAAAGUGUUUAUUGCUGAUUUUGUCCUGUAAAUGUGAAAGUUGUGUUCAUUAAUGAAACUUUUAUUAUUCUCUCUUGUUGAUGGUCUUGUUGGCUUGAGUUUUAAGGUCCUUACACACCGGGGCCGACACGAAUAUAGAACGCAAAAUCCCAAAAUGUUCGGUGGCGAAUUUUGACGCGCUUGACUAUACACAUCAAGCCCGAUGCGAUUUUGCGACUUUCCAGGGGGAAAAAGACUUUCCGGGCUGGAACUGAACCACGGUCGCUGAUUGUUUUCGGUUCUGAUUAGACACUAGUGUUGAGAUGGCUUUCUGUCAUGAUAGCAUGUACUGAGUCGGGGCCAGUACCAGAUAAGCACAUGAAACUAUGGUAACAACUGUUAGCUUACGUUAGCACAGAUGAAAGUUAAAACAAAGACGUUGAGCAAACUGUUAAAGCACGACGCUAUGACUCUCCACAAGUUGUCCUUCAGGUCGUUAUCUUUGUAAUAUUUGUGUUUUUUUAUCAAAAUAGCACUCUGUUUCCGACACGUAAACAAGCAGCCAGUCGGCCAUGUUGGAUAUACCGGUGAAUCCGACGUCGCCACAACACGCAAUCUGAUUGGUCAGAAGUGGACACACAGUAUGCGAAACUUUAGAAAAAUCGACCAUGAUCCGAAAAAAUAAAUGCCGCAAUAUUGCAGGACGGGAAAAUGUCGCUGAUGUGAACGCUUGUAUUGACAGGAUACGGGUUCAAAAAAAAACAAUGACGUCCGAAAUAAUCGCACGACAAAAUCGGUCCUGGUGUGAAAGGACCUUCACAGAGGCAUUACAAUAGUGUUCAGUCUGUUUCAUAACCACAUAAAAACGUCCUCACAGGAGCUUUAAACUCAUGACACUGUUUUUUAAACAGUUUAACUCUUUUAUCACCUUCACAGUUCAGUUGUGUGUCUGUGUCUUCGUCCCUCAGCUGUCCUCCACCCUGCGGAUCAGGACAGCGAGACCCAGCAGCUACCACGAGGCCAAGCAGGCGGCGGUGGAGUACCACAGCUCCAAGCAGACCCUGUUCAGAUCCUUCCAGAAAGCCGGACUGGGAGCAUGGGUGAAGAAACCCAUCGAGCAGGACCAGUUCACCCUCAACACCUGAGUCGAAACUUCCUGAAACUCUCUGAAACAAGAAUAAUCCUCUUUUGGAUCAUCAUGAACCGGAUUGAAAUCUGCAGAUUAGAACUCCUCCUUCCUCUCAGCCAGCACUCAAACAGAUUAUUCAGACAGUUAUGCAACUUUUUACACGGACACACAUACGAACUGACUUCCUCUAAAGGAGAAGAGUUUACUCAUCCAAACCAAACCCAUGUCUUUAUGUUCACGAUCUUCAACUCAGAUUAUCAGUGUGAUGAUAAAUCUUGAAUGUCAGCCUGUUUUCUGCUGCAGCUCUCUGACUGCAGGACGCCGCCACGUUCGUUCAAUCAUUUGAAACCGAGGUUAACACUGAGCGCGUUUUCGUAUUUUUCCAAACAAAAGACAAAAGGAGCUCAGCAUGGCGGGCUUCCCUGUGCUGUUUUCUCUCCCAUAUAUCAAACUCAUAGCAGCUGUUUUCCUCUAAUGUCUUGCUCAGUGAGUCUCAUUCAUGAAGAUUUUGUUACUCUGUGUGACUAACACUUCACCCGAUGUAUAAGUACGGUAGAAAACUUGAAUUUGAUUGUAGGCCUGUAAGUAUGUUUAUGAAUGCUGACAAAUCACAAAUUGACUGCAUGUUCCCACUAGUCAGCAUGAAGUAAAAAUCUCUGCGCACUAAUAGUCAAUGCCCACCAUAUAAGGACGUGUGGAUAUGUUCUUCCUGUGGACCGGUGAACUUUUCAGACGCAAAGAUUGAGGAUGUUUUGGGUGAAGUGAAAUUCAGAGAAAAUUUUUUGUCUGCCUCUGUGAGGGGUGAUGUGAGUCCCACCUUCAGAUCAGAGUUAGUCUGCUCUGUAACAGCUGGAGUCGCUGCGUGGCCUUCAUUAUAAACUAGGGUCACAGCUUCAGUGGGUGACAUCUGUCUGCUUUGGAUAAACAGUUAGUUAGAGCCCUACGGUGUCGGGUAAAGAGAAAACUAUCAUCCACCUGCAAAUUUGUGGUUAUGGAUCACAAGUCCUGCACACGUCUUUUGAAGCUUCAUGUUUUUCUUUCUUGAAGAGCAUGGCUGGCUCAACACACACGAGGUAGAUCAACAGGCUGUAUUCUCGUGAUCUUUUGAUAAACCAUCAAUCUCUCACCGCUGAAUGAGUAACAGUGGAUGAAAACCUGUGUGGUUGUGAAUGUACACCAGUGGUUUUCAAGUCUAGUCCUCGAGGUCCACUGUCCUGCAUGUUUUGGAUGUUUCCCUGCUCUAACACACCUGAUUCAAAUAAUCAGCUCAUUAUAAUGGCUUACUAACAAGCUGAUCAUUUGAAUCAGGUGUCUUGGAGCAGGGAAACAUCCAAAACAUGCAGGACAGUCGGUCUCGAGGACUGGACUUGAGAACCACUGCACUAACGUCAUCAUAAGUGGAGACUGGGGGAAGCUCUACAGUUUUGCUUCACUUGUAGAGAGCUGUCAUGUCCUCCAUGUUUUUGUUCAGUUUCGAACCACCUGAUAUCAGAGGAAAACAGCCGCCAUGUUAAUUUGGCGAAUGGCUUUUGGUCCAUAUCGGCUCUUCCUUCAGGUUUCUGCCUCCUCUGUCUCCUCGGUCAUUUUCUCCAGUCAGACAACACCAAGCAGGAGCAAUACUUAUAGGUGUCCUGACACAACAGUGUAAGAAACGAUUUGUCCCUAUUUGAGAAAACAGGUAAAAGUCCUGCAGUGAGUGACUGUUAACUCUCUUUCUGUCAUAAACAAGGCCAGUAAAAAAUCACCAAAGAUGAUGUCAGUGUGUGUCAGAGUUUCAUAUCUACUCUGUUAUUGUUUUAUUCUUUCAUUGUCAUAAAAAAAGUUUGUCUUUUUGUGCAGAAUCACAGUUUACAUCACAAACUCCUGAAUUACCUGUUUCUGAACUCUCAGAUUUGUAAUCUUACUUAUUUCUGUUGCUGUGAAAGUCAGAACCUCAAUCACACACAAACAGGGUAUAUUGAACUUUUAAUGUAUUUAUUUUCUUGACAUGUUUUGAAUUUUUCUCUGUUUUAUUUCUAAAAUUGUGUCUCUGAGCAUGUGCAAACCUGUCUCUGUCUGACAGGGUAUAAAAAAAGGAGAAUCAGUACAACUCUAUAAUUCUGUUUUGGAGCAAAGGGAGGCUGUAAAUGGAGACAAAGGGACGAGUGAGAGCAGUCUCACUGGUUUAAGAUGGACUGUGAGGCCUGAUGCAUGAGCUGGAGCUGUAAAGCAUGAAAAUAUCGAACAUGUAGAAACAGAGACGAUUGAAUAAAAAGCUGUUCCUGUGAUCU
Molecule: messenger RNA, 57248 nt
Organism: Xyrichtys novacula (pearly razorfish)
Lineage: Eukaryota; Metazoa; Chordata; Actinopteri; Labriformes; Labridae
Source: the annotation of a GenBank genome assembly